Messenger RNA from Coregonus sp. 'balchen', 46031 nucleotides. Lineage: Eukaryota; Metazoa; Chordata; Actinopteri; Salmoniformes; Salmonidae. The record is from the annotation of a GenBank genome assembly.
AUGUACUUCAUCCCUCUGAUAAUCAUCGGCUCCUUCUUCGUGUUGAACCUGGUAUUGGGAGUGCUCUCAGGGUGAGUCGACGUUACAGCAUCUCAUUGUGCUGGGGUGGCUGACAGCUUUAAUACACACUGUCACUGUCUGCACAAGUUAAUUAGUUUUAUACAAAAGGUUAACGCACAAUCUACUCUAAUUAACUGCUUGUAAAGGAGACAAGGAUUGAGUCGUCCCCCCCCACUUCUCUCCCUGGUGUCUGAAUGAUGAGGGAGGUCAGGUCAGCGCUGAACAACAGGUCUAAGAACAGUCAUUAUCUCCUGUUGUUGUUGGCUUGCAGGGAGUUUGCCAAGGAGAGGGAGCGGGUGGAGAACCGCAGGGCGUUCAUGAAGCUGCGGAGGCAACAGCAGAUUGAGAGGGAACUCAAUGGCUACCGGGCCUGGAUCGACAGAGCAGGUACUGAAACCACUAUAGACUCAAUACACAUCACGCUUUUGAAAAGUUACCUCAGAAACACAAUGUCCUUGAUAUUUAAGUUUCUACUGUAUGAAUCAGACUUCAUUGUUGGGUCUGCUUUGCAGAGGAGGUGAUGCUUGCAGAGGAUAAUAAGAAUUCAGGACCAUCAGCUCUUGAUGGUAAGUCUGGAAAGAUGGCCCAAUGGUUAUAUUGUCUUUACACCACUACAUAGUUUACAAUUAAUCUGUCUGUACUGGAUUUAUGGGAUUCUAUUUUACACCCAUGAAUAUCUGAAUAGAUUCAUUAUCAUCUGCUUGUCCUCUAAAACUGUCAACCACACGCUGUAAACAUAACUAUAACAUAGGCCUACAUUGAAACAUAUAAUUCGUAGAAAACAUGUCAUUUUGUAUGAAUUGUUAAUUUAUUAAUGUCAUAGUACCCUAUGCACUGUGCAUGAUGCAUAGAUAACAUUGUAUUACGUAGGUAAGUGCUAGGGAGAAAGAAAAGGUGUUGUUGAUUCUCAGUCAAUUUCAGUCUCUCCUGAAGUAUUAAAUGUAUACAUUUUGUCUCAUUGAGUGUUGGAACGUACAGUACUAUCUGUUUGGUUGACUGUGACAGUAAUUUACUUUCUCAAAAAUAGUGUUUUGAGAAGUUUUGUCUCCCAAGACUUUAAACGUGUAUGUUAUCCUGUAUGUAUACAGUGCAUUCAGAAAUUGUUCAGACCCCUUGACUUUUUCCACAUUUUGUUACGUUACAGCCUUAUUCUAAAAUGGAUUAAAUUGUUUUUUCCCCUCAUCAAUCUACGCACAAUACCUCAUAAUGACAAAGCAAAAACAGGUUUUUCAUUUUUUUGCAUAUCUAUUAAAAAACCCUGGAAAUAUCACAUUUACAAAAGUAUUCAGACGUUUUACUCAGUACUUUGUUGAAGCACCUUUGGCAGCGAUUACAGCCUUGAGUCUUCGUGGGUAUGACGCUACAAGCUUGGCACACCUGUAUUUGGGGAGUUUCUCCCAUUCUUCUCUGCAGAUCCUCUCAAGCUCUGUCAGGUUGGAUGGGGAGUGUCGCUGCACAGCUAUUUUCAGGUCUCUCCAGAGAUGUUAGAUCGGGUUCAAGUCCGGGCUCUGGCUGGGCCACUCAAGGACAUUCAGAGACUUAUCCCGAAGCCACUCCUGCAUUGCCUUGGCUGUGUGCUUAGGGUCGUUGUCCUGUUGGAAGUUGAACCUUCACCCCAGUCUGAGGUCCUGAGCUCUCUGGAGCAGGUUGCCAUCAAGGAUCUCUCUUUACUUUGCUCCGUUCAUCUUUCCCUCGAUCCUGACUAGUCUCCCAGUCCCUGCCGCUGAAAAACAUCCCCACAGCAUGAUGCUGCCACCACCAUGCUUCACCGUAGGGAUGGCGCCAGGUUUACUCCAGACGUGACUCUUGGCAUUCAGGCCAAAGAGUUCAAUCUUGGUUUCAUCAGACCAGAGAAUCUUGUCUUUAGGUGCCUUUUGGGAAACUCCAAGCGGGCUGUCAUGUGCCUUCUACUGAGGAGUGGCUUCCGUCUGACCACUCUAGCAUAAAGGACUGAUUGGUGGAGUGCUGCAGAGAUGGUCCUUCUGGAAGGUGCUCCCAUCUCCACAGAGGAACUCUGGAGCUCUGUCAGAGUGACCAUCGGGUUCUUGGUCACCUCCCUGACCAAGGCACUUCUCCCCCGAUUGCUCAGUUUGCCCGGGCGGCCAUCUCUAGGAAGAGUCUUGGUGGUUCCAAACUUCUUCCAUUUAAGAAUGAUCGAGGCCACUGUGUUCUUGGGGACCUUCAAUGAUGCAUAAAUGUUUUGGUACCCUUCCCCAGGUCUGUGCCUCGACACAAUCCUGUCUCGGAGCUCUACGGACAAUUCCUUCGACCUCAUGGCUUGGUUUUUGCUCUGACAUACUCUGUCAACUGUGGGACCUUAUAUAGACAGUUGUGUGCCUUUCCAAAUCAUGUCCAAUCAAUUGAAUUUACCACAGGUGGACUCCAAUCAAGUUGUGAAAGCAUCUCAAGGAUUAUCAAUGGAAACAGGAUGCACCUGAGCUCAAUUUCGAGUCUCAUAGCAAAGGAUCUGAAUACUUAUGUAAAUAAGGUAUUUCAGUUUUUUGUUUUUAUACAUUUGCAAACAUUUCUAAAAACCUGUAUUCGCUUAGUCAUAUUGGGGUAUUGUGUGUAGAUUGAUGAUCAAUUUUAGAAUACUUUUUUUUUGGAAGAAGUCAAGGGGUCUGAAUACUUUCCGAAUGCACUGUAUGUCUCUGGGCUUGUGUAUAAUCAUGAUAUGUACUGUAUGUAUACCAAAUACAUAUUUAGAAGCACAUUUUAGCUAUACCUAAAAUACCGUUGUUGUUGCUUCUGGUGUGGUGCACUUCAAAAACAACUUUGGUUAGGACUAUUGAGGACUGUGCAUGCUGUACCCCCAAAAGCAAUCAUCUUAACCUACCAGACAUAUCAGACACACACUUACACAAAGUUAUGACCAUAUCAAGUGAAGCAUGAUUUUUCCCCCCCCAACAAACAAAUCGUUUUUAUUAAAUGUUGAUUGACAGCUCCCACGAGGCUGUCUGAAUGGAAUACAAGCGGUAACCAUGGUGAGGAACAAUUUAUAUUCUACACUUCCUUGCCACCUUUUGUUCCUUUGCAACAACUGAGUCUGACAUGAACGCUAAAAUAGACCCAGCUAUUGUUCCACAAACCCACUUACAAAUAAACCACGAGCCAUUCUGACCUCCAAAAAUAAAAUUUGCCACCAGAGAACAAAAAGUAGCUGUAAAUGCAGAAGAUGCAAUAGCUUUGAUUAAGGAGUGCGCCGAUGUUGCCUUAGCAACUGAAAUGAAAUGACCGGGUGCAGCCAGUGUGUGCCUCGUGCAAACACUCCUAUUGGUUCAGUGGCUUAUUAAAAGGGGGAAAGUCUAGGUAAAUAUGAAUAAAUCAAUUAGAUUUGUACCAAAAGGUGGUGAGGGUGUAGGAGAAUUGGAUGGAGGAACAGCUCAACUCACCCUGAUAAUUCAUUGUAUUUUCCGCUUCAGGGACAUAUAGAAUUAGAUGUGUGCCUCAAAACCGCUCUUUAGAAUGAUAUGGCUAAAAUUAGACAUUGCACCAGUGAUCUCCAUAUAAACUUACUGUGAGCAUGGGCUAUAGCCGAGAGAAUAGAACCAACAACAACAACAAUUAGUUGUAGUUUAGUCGGGUUCAUCAUUCUGCAUAUUUUAUUAACAUCAUGUUGCUGUAAUCUCUUACCCAUGUGUACUAAAGGCAUCUGUUUGUGCUCUUGUUUUACAAUACCCAAAGCACCGAACACAGUGGCAUGCAAAUGCAUUUGUUAUUUUCACUAUUCUCUUCUCACCUCAUUAGUAAUGCCGUCAUGAUCUUGUAUAUCUACUUGUGUGUGUCCUGACGCAUUCUCUGUGCUGGAGUGUCAUAAAUGUUGUGUUUUGUGUGGGCUUUCUGCGGGCUGACAUUGUGAAACCUUUGGCUGCAGUGCUGAAGAGGGCCACAAUCAAGAGGAGAGGACUGGACCAGCAGUAUGGUGACAUCUCUUCUGUGGGUGAGUGUGUGUGUGUGUGUGUAUGUACAUAGGCAAUGAAAAGAUCAAUGGUUCGUAGCUAACACCCUGAAUGGUUGAAUGAUCUGCCAGCAGGCACCCCCUCCAUAUUAGACUCUGUCAGUACAGAGGAGGAGAUUGUCAUUGGCGUAUUGGGAAUAAACUGGAAAUGGCAGCUCAUUAUUUCCAGACAUCAUUACAUGUUACAGUCAGGGGCUAAGCUAAAUAGAUGAGAAGGACUCUCCCCUCUAGGCAUCCCGAUGGCCAGAGCCAGCAUCAGAAGUGCUAAAAGAGGACCCAUGGCUUAUUUGAAGCGUAAGGAGCGUCUGCUGCGUAUCUCUAUCCGCCGCAUGGUGAAGACACACAUCUUCUACUGGACCGUACUGGGCCUGGUGGCCCUCAACACACUCUGUGUUGCCAUCGUCCAUCACAACCAGCCCCACUGGCUGUCUGUGUUCCUCUGUAAGUCACACACACACACACACAUACACGGGUACGUACCAUCAUCUCCAUCCAAAAUAAAUCAAGUGGGGUGACGUUAAUCUUUGCAAUGUUUGUUUCCUACUAUGUUUAUGAGGGUUGUUGUUGUUCGUAUUUCAGACUAUGCAGAGUUCCUCUUCCUGGGUCUGUUUCUCACUGAGAUGUGUUUAAAGAUGUACAGCCUGGGACCCAGACUCUACUUCCACUCCGCCUUCAAUCGCUUCGACUGCGGAGUGAGUGCUUUUAUUUUUAUCCUUCGUCCCUAACCAACAUGGAGAGACCAUGCCAGAGGGAAAGACAGGGAAAUAGAUUGUAACAUUGCCCCCAUUAUGAGGGAGUGAGAGGAAAUGCUUUACUUACAACAAUGGGUGGUGACUUAAAGACUUUUGAAUGAAAUUAACACUGAUGGGCAUAAUUUAGUUAAUGAAGUGCAGUAAAUGUAUCUGCUCUGUUUCUGUCACCUCUGGUAAUGGCUAGAUGGGAUACAGCUUUUGUCAAAGGGAUGACAAAAGUUGCAUGUUCGUUUCGCAUCGGGAGAUUUUUUGAAUUUGAACUAACCCUAACCCUUUUCCUAACCUUAACCUAAUUCUCCUAACCUGCUGUGUAAGUUCUCCUAACAUGCUACGAAAAGUCAAUUCUGACAUAAACUGUAUAGAAUCUAUAUAAAACCGUCACCUCUGCACUCAUGUGCGAACAGACAUCCUUCAUCUUUGUCUCUCUGUGCACUGUAUGUUGAAGGCUGCUGUUGUUGUGCUGUUUCCGCUGUCAGUAAUGUUGUUACUGGGUCUGUUAACAGGUGAUAGUGGGCAGCAUCUUUGAGGUGAUGUGGGGAUUCUUCAGGCCUGGAAUGUCCUUUGGCAUCAGUGUGCUGCGUGCUCUCCGUCUGCUGAGGAUAUUCAAGAUCACCAAGUUAGUCCAAGGCCUCCUCACUACUCCUGCUUAUUGGUUUAUAACAUUAUUCCUGCAGUAUGCAAUGAGGCAAUGCAUUGCAAGCAGCAGGUUGGCAUUUAUUGUCAUGAAUCUUGCCCUGGAGGCAGCUCUGCAGAAGGGUCAGUAGCUGGCACAGCCACAAAGUCAUAAAAUCUGAUUUUAAACCUAACCCUAACUCUAACCUUAACCACACUGCUAACCCUAAUGCCUAACCUAACAUUAAAUGAAGACCAAAAAAAGCUAACCUUUGUUUUAAGGAGUCUUUACAAUAAUAGCCAAUUUUGACAUUGCGGCUGGCCCACCUAGCGGAAAUCCCUCAGUUCUGCCUCCAGGGCAAGAUUCAUGACAAUAAACGUCAACCUGCUAGCAAGCUGUCACGGUGUCAGUGUAUGCGGUAGACUGAAGUCAGGCGCAGGACACAGAACUCAAGGAAAAAACGUAUCUUUACUAAAUCACGUAAAGAAACAAGAAGCCUCCACGCAGGGAGGAAUAAACCCGCUCACCAACGACAUCCGAGAACAAACAACAAACACGCACAGAACACAAUGGGAGCCACAGGGUUAAAUAGGGGCGGAGUAAUCACAAGAUGGGCAACAGGUGUGAAACAAUCUGACACAACAGGUAGAACAUAGAAACAUAGAACAUAGAUCGGCAGCAGCUAGUACUCCGGUGACGACGAACGCCGAAACCUGCCCGAGCAAGGAGGAGGGGCAGCCUCGGCAGAAUCCGUGACAGUACCCCCCCCCCCCUGACGCGCGGCUCCAGCCGUGCGUCGACACCGGCCUCGGGGACGGCCAGGAGGACGCGGCACGGAGCGAGUGGGAUGAUUGCGGUGGUAAUCCCUCAACAUGGAUGGAUCAAGGAUAUCCCUCCUAGGAACCCAGCACCGUUCCUCCGGACCGUACCCCUCCCACUCCACGAGAUACUGCAGGCCCCCCACCUGACGCCUCGAAUCCAAAAUGGACCGAACCGAGUACGCCGGUGCCCCCUCGAUGUCCAGCGGGGGCGGAGGAACCUCCCGUAUCUCAUUCUCCUGGAGUGGACCAGCUACCACCGGCCUGAGGAGAGACACAUGGAACGAGGGGUUAAUACGAUAAUUAGUAGGAAGUUGUAACCUAUAACAUACCUCGUUCAAUCUCCUCAGGACUUUGAAUGGCCCCACAAACCGCCGACCCAGUUUCCGGCAGGGCAUGCGAAGGGGCAGGUUUCGGGUCGAGAGCCAGACCCGGUCCCCCGGUGCAUACACCGGGGCCUCACUGCGGUGGCGGUCGGCGCUCGCCUUUUGCCGCCUGAUGGCCCGCUGCAGACGUACAUGGGCAGCGUUCCAGGUCUCCUGCGAGCGCCGAAACCAAAUCAAAUCAAAUCAAAUUUUAUUGGUCACAUGCGCCGAAUACAACAGGUGCAGACAUUACAGUGAAAUGCUUACUUACAGCCCUUAACCAACAGUGCAUUUAUUUUAAACAAAUAAAAUAAAAAUAAAACAACAACAAAAAAAAAAGUGUUGAGAAAAAAAAGAGCAGAAGUAAAAUAAAGUGACAGUAGGGAGGCUAUAUAUACAGGGGGGUACCGUUGCAGAGUCAAUGUGCGGGGGCACCGGCUAGUUGAGGUAGUUGAGGUAAUAUGUACAUGUGGGUAGAGUUAAAGUGACUAUGCAUAAAUACUUAACAGAGUAGCAGCAGCGUAAAAAGGAUGGGGUGGGGGGGCAGUGCAAAUAGUCCGGGUAGCCAUGAUUAGCUGUUCAGGAGUCUUAUGGCUUGGGGGUAGAAGCUGUUGAGAAGUCUUUUGGACCUAGACUUGGCACUCCGGUACCGCUUGCCGUGCGAUAGCAGAGAGAACAGUCUAUGACUAGGGUGGCUGGAGUCUUUGACAAUUUUGAGGGCCUUCCUCUGACACCGCCUGGUAUAGAGGUCCUAUACGCUCGUCGGAUGUGGCAGGGCUUGAAAACUAUUACAGACUACAAAGGGAAGCACAGCCGCGAGCUGCCCAGUGAUACAAGCCUACCAGAUGAGCUAAACCACUUCUAUGCUCGCUUCGAGGCAAGCAACACUGAAGCAUGCAUGAGAGCACCAGCUGUUCCGGAUGACUAUGUGAUCACGCUCUCCGUAGCCGAUGUGAGUAAGACAUUUAAGCAGGUCAACAUUCACAAGGCCGCAGGGCCAGACGGAUUACCAGGACGUGUACUCCGAGCAUGUGCUGUCCAACUGGCAAGUGUCUUCACUGACAUUUUCAACAUGUCCCUGACUGAGUCUGUAAUACCAACAUGUUUCAAGCAGACCACCAUAGUCCCAGUGCCCAAGGACUCUAAGAUAACCUGCCUAAAUGACUACCGACCCGUAGCUCUGACGUCUGUAGCCAUGAAGUGCUUUGAAAGGCUGGUCAUGGCUCACAUCAACAGCAUUAUCCCAGAAACCCUAGACCCACUCCAAUUUGCAUACUGCCCCAACAGAUCCACAGAUGAUGCAAUCUCUAUUGCACUCCACACUGCCCUUUCCCACCUGGACAAGAGGAACACCUACGUGAGAAUGCUAUUCAUUGACUACAGCUCAGCAUUCAACACCAUAGUGCCCUCUAAGCUCAUCACUAAGCUAAGGAUCCUGGGACAAAACACCUCCCUCUGCAACUGGAUCCUGGACUUCCUGACGGGCCGCUCCCAGGUGGUAAGGGUAGGUAACAACACAUCUGCCACACUGAUCCUCAGCACGGGGGCCCCUCAGGGGUGCGUGCUCAGUCCCCUCCUGUACUCUCUGUUCACCCAUGACUGCAUGGCCAGGCACGACUCCAACACCAUCAUUAAGUUUGCCGACGACACAACAGUGGUAGGCCUGAUCACCGACAACGAUGAGACAGCCUAUAGGGAGGAGGUCAGAGAUCUGGCCGUGUGGUGCCAGGACAACAACCUCUCCCUCAACGUGACCAAGACAAAGGAGAUGAUUGUGGACUACAGGAAAAAAAAGAGGACUGAGCACGCCCCCAUUCUCAUCGACGGGGCUGUAGUGGAACAGGUUGAGAGCUUCAAGUUCCUUGGUGUCCACAUCACCAACGAACUAUCAUGGUCCAAACACACCAAGACAGUCGUGAAGAGGGCACGACAAAGUCUAUUCCCCCUCAGGAGACUAAAAAGAUUUGGCAUGGGUCCUCAGAUCCUCAAAAAAUUCUACAGCUGCACCAUCGAGAGCAUCCUGACUGGUUGCAUCACCGCCUGGUAUGGCAACUGCUUGGCCUCCGACCGCAAGGCACUACAGAGGGUAGUGCGUACGGCCCAGUACAUCACUGGGGCAAAGCUUCCUACCACUCGUCCACCGCAGGUGCCUCGAUCUGGCUCUGAUGCCAAGGUGCCAGGACCGGCUGAUAACCUAAUACACAUUGGAACGGAGACAGGUUAGUAGAGGAGUGGCGGAUGGAGUUCUGGGCUAUCUCUGCCCAGGGGAGGUAAACCGACCACUCCCCCCGCUGGUCCUGGCAAUACGACCUCAGAAACCUACCCACCUCCUGGUUGACUCUCUCCACCUGCCCGUUACUCUCGGGGUGAAAUCCUGAGGUCAGACUGACCGAGACUCCCAGACGUUCCAUGAACGCCCUCCAAACCCUAGAGGUGAACUGGGAACCCCGAUCAGACACUAUAUCCUCAGGUACCCCGUUAGUGCCGGAAGACGUGUGUAAAUAGGGCCUCAGCUGUCUGUAGGGCCGUAGGGAGACCGGGCAGCGGAAUGAGGUGGCAGGACUUAGAAAACCGAUCCACAACGACCAGGAUCGGGGUGUUCCCUUGUGAGGGGGGAAGAUCCGUCACGAAGUCCACCGAUAGGUGGGACCAUGGUCGUUGUGGAACGGGUAGAGGUUGCAAUUUCCCUCUGGGCAGGUGUCUAGGAGCCUUACACUGGGCGCACACCGAGCAGGAGGAAACAUAAACCCUCACGUCCUUAGCUAAGGUGGGCCACCAGUACUUCUCACUAAGACAGUGCACUGUCCGACCGAUACCAGGAUGACCAGAGGAGGGUGACGUGUGAGCCCAAUAGAUCAACCGAUCGCGAACAUCAAGCGGUACGUACACACGACCCUCUGGACACUGAGGAUGAGUGGGUUCGUUGCGCAAUGCCCGCUCGAUCUCCGCGUCAACCUCCCACACCACCGGUGCCACCAGACUCCCCUCUGUGUCAUACAGUCGGGACAGAGCAUCUGCCUUAGCGUUCUGGGAACCUGGCCUGUAAGAAAGGGUGAAAACAAAACGGGUGAGAAACAUGGACCACCUUGCCUGGCGAGGGUUUAACCUCCUCGCUGCCUGGAUGUACUCCAGAUUGCGGUGGUCAGUCAAAAUGAGAAAAGGGUGUUUAGCCCCCUCAAGCCAAUGUCUCCACGCUUUCAGAGCUUCGACCACAGCCAACAGCUCCCAGUCCCCCACAUCAUAGUUGUGCUCCGCCGGGCUGAGCUUCUUCGAAAAGAAGGCACAGGGGCGGAGUUUAGGUGGCAUACCCGAGCGCUGAGACAGUACAGCGCCUAUUCCAGCCUCGGACGCAUCCACCUCAACCGUGAAGGCUAAAGAGGGGUCCGGAUGAGCCAGCACUGGAGCCGAGGUAAACAGGUCUUUCAGAUGACUAAAAGCCCUGUCCGCCUCCGCUGACCACCGCAGACGCACCGGCCCCCACUUCAGUAACGAGGUAAUGGGAGCUGCUACCUGACCAAAGCCCCGGAUAAAUCUCCGGUAGUAAUUAGCAAAACCCAAAAAUCGCUGCACCUCCUUUACCGUGGUUGGAGUCGCCCAAUUACGCACGGCCGAAAUGCGGUCACUCUCCAUCCUCACCCCUGACGCGGACAUAUGGUACCCCAAGAAAGAGAUGGACUCCUGGAAGAACAGGCAUUUCUCUGCCUUAGCAUACAGGUCAUGCUCCAACAGUCUUCCAAGCACCUUACGCACCAGGGACACAUGCUCGGCCCGUGUAGCGGAGUAUAUAAGGAUGUCAUCAAUAUACACCACUACCCCUUGUCCGUGCAGGUUCCUGAAAAUCUCAUCCACAAAUGAUUGGAAAACUGAGGGAGCAUUCAUUAACCCGUAUGGCAUGACCAGAUACUCAAAAUGUCCAGAGGUGGUACUAAAUGCCGUCUUCCACUCAUCUCCCUCACGGAUAUGCACUAGGUUGUACGCGCUCCUGAGAUCCAAUUUAGAGAAAAAGCGUGCCCCGUGCAAUGAUUCCGUCAUACUAGCUAUCAGAGGUAAUGGAUAGCGGUACUUGAUGGUAAUCUGAUUUAGGCCACGGUAAUCAAUGCACGGGCGUAACCCACCAUCUUUCUUCUUCACAAAAAAGAAACUCGAGGAAACGGGUGAAGUGGAUGGCCGAAUGUAUCCCUGCCUCAGAGAUUCGGUGACAUAUGUCUCCAUAGCCGCCUUCUCCUCCUGAGACAAAGGAUACACGUGACUCCGGGGAAGUGCAGCUCCUACCUGGAGAUUUAUCGCACAAUCCCCCGGACGAUGGGGUGGUAAUUUAGUCGCCCUCUUUUUACUGAAGACGAUAGCCAAAUCGGCAUACUCGGAUGGAAUGUGCAUGGUGGAAACCUGGUUUGGACUUUCCACCGAAGUUGCCCCCAAGGAAACUCCUAAACACCUCCCUGAACACUGACUGGACCAUCCCUUGAGAGCCCUCUGUUGCCAUGAAAUCGUGGGGUCAUGAAUGGCUAACCAGGGAAGUCCCAACACCACAGGAUGCGCAGGAGAAUCAAUCAGAUAGAGGCUAAUCCUCUCCUCAUGACCCCCCUGCGUCAUCAUUAGCAGUGGAGCGGUGACCUCCCUGAUUAUGCCCGACCCUAACGGGCGACUAUCUAAUGCGUGAACAGGGAAAGGUUUAUCAACAGACACUGUGGGAAUCCCUAGGCUACGUGCAUACUGGCGAUCAAUAAAAUUCCCAGCCGCGCCUGAAUCUACUAGCGCCUUAUGCUGGGAAUGGGGAGAAAAUUCUGGAAGCAUAAUGUCGAUACACAUAUUAGCAACAGGGAACUCUGAGUUAGUCAGGUGCCUACUCACCUGAGACGGUCGACCAGUGCUCUGCCUGCUGCCUCGACCUCCUGAGAACCCUCCCCUGCACCGAUCAGCAGUGUGUCCUCUGCGGCCACACUUGGUGCAGGGGACAGUCUCUCUCCCAGUCUCCCUACCUGCAGCACCUCCGAGCUCCAUGGGGGUAUGCUCGGAGGUGCUGGGGGAUGGAAUGGACAGACCCCCAUCAGAACGUCCGCGGGCUGCCAACAGGUUAUCCAACCUGAUGGACAUGUCCACCAGUUGGUCCAGGUUGAAAUUGGUGUCCCUGCAGGCCAGUUCCCGACGGACGUCCUCCCCUAAGCUACAACGAUAGUGGUCGAUAAGGGCCCGCUCAUUCCAUCCUGCGCUGGCUGCUAAAGUCUUAAACUGCAGCGCAAAAUCCUGCGCGCUCCUCAUCUCCUGUCGUAGGUGGACCAGACGUUCUCCCGCCGCUCUCCCCUCAGGUGGAUGAUCGAAUACCGCCCGGAAGCGGCGGGUGAAAUCCUCGUAGCGGACAGUUCUCGAGUCUAUAUUUCCCCACUCUGCGUUUGCCCACUCAAGCGCCUUCCCCAAUAGACAGGAGAUGAGGGCGGACACGCUCUCGUAUCCCGAGGGCGCCGGGUGAAUGGUGGCCAGGUAGAGCUCUACCUGGAGGAGAAAUCCCUGGCACCUGGCAGGUGUAACGUCAUAUGUCCUCGGGAGCGAGAGCCGAAUUCCCCUGGACCCAGGUGGCGAAGUGGUAGCCAGUGUAGCAGGUGGUGGUGUGGUUGGACAUGGUGAAGGGAUACCACCUCUCUCAAUUCGCUCCAUCAUCUGGAACACUUGUUCCAUCGUAGCACAGAGAUUCUGGAGUAUCGUCCCUUGACGUUGGACUCGUUCCUCCAUCGUCUCGGUAGAUCCAGUCGUUCCUGCUGACUCCAUAGAGGUGCGUGUUUCUGUCACGGUGUCAGUGUAUGCGGUAGACUGAAGUCAGGAGCAGGACACAGAACUCAAGGAAAAAAUGUAUCUUUACUAAAUCACGUAAAGAAACAAGAAGCCUCCACGCAGGGAGGAAUAAACCCGCUCACCAACGACAUCCGAGAACAAACAACAAACACGCACAGAACACAAUGGGAGCCACAGGGUUAAAUAGGGGCGGAGUAAUCACAAGAUGGGCAACAGGUGUGAAACAAUCUGACACAACAGGUAGAACAUAGAAACAUAGAACAUAGAUCGGCAGCAGCUAGUACUCCGGUGACGACGAACGCCGAAACCUGCCCGAGCAAGGAGGAGGGGCAGCCUCGGCAGAAUCCGUGACACAAGCACUGGCCCUUAAGUAUCAAUGUCCUAGAUUAUGAGGUUGCUGGGUGUUACGUCAGUGUGAUGUUGGUAGCCUCCUGCUAGGGAUAAGAUAUGUUCAUUGCAAGGCUGGCGACAAAUCAAUUGAAACCCUCACAAUAACAAAAUUGAUACAUUUUUAAUUAAUUGAUUGUCUCUUAUUUUGGCUGAAUUCAAAUGGUACUAAUCCCGCCUCUGGUUGUUUGUGAUUGAAAGGUACUGGGCGUCACUGAGGAACCUGGUGGUAUCCCUGAUGAAUUCUAUGAAGUCCAUCAUCAGCCUCAUUUUCCUCCUCUUCCUCUUCAUCCUGGUCUUUGCUCUGCUGGGCAUGCAGCUCUUUGGUGGCAGGUACUGUACCGUAGAGACAAGGACAAACUACCAUUGCAUGUCUAUCAGGUCAAGUCUAAUCGCAACCUAUGAUGGAUACUGGCAGUCGAUGUAAUCAAAGUGGAUGUAUUACAACUGAUUGUUUGGUUUGUGUCAUCAUGCCGUCAUACUUCUUGUGAUAAAUUAGAUUUUACAGUGUACAUUUUCAUCCACUGUUGCACAUUUCGAAACACCCUGACAGGGCUCAGUCUUGCCCUAGCAGAUUCUGUCACACAUCUAGUCUUAGCUGUUGUGCAGCUAUGUUCCUACGGGUAAAGGACUGUUUCUGGGAAACUGUCACUUCAAUGAAUGCAGUGCAUAGAGACGGAUAUUGCCUGGCCACUGGAAUAGAGAAAAGAAAACAGACCUUGGAAAAAGUCACACUUCUAUUAUCCAGAAAAGUUUUCUCUCUCUGGGAAGAAAAAAUAAUUUAAAAUCCUGGCUCAACUCGAUGUCCUCUCUGUCUUCCUUUUUCAAUGCAGGUUCAUCUUUGAAGACUACACUCCUACAAACUUUGAUACUUUUCCUGCAGCCAUUAUGACUGUAUUUCAGGUCUGGCCCAACUCAAUUGUUUUGAUUGAGUAAAGUAUUGUGUUUUUGAUUUAGGAAGCGAUCCGUACGAUUGACAGGAAUCAAAGCUUUGCAUGUGGAAAUCUUACAUUGCACCUUGGAUUGUCAUGAACCUACAGAUUAUCUACAUAUAUCUCCUGUCUGAAUGCUGGGGUGUGUGGUAUGCCUUAUCUAGAUCCUGACAGGAGAAGACUGGAAUGAGGUGAUGUACAAUGGGAUCCGCUCCCAGGGAGGAGUGAAGUCAGGAAUGUGGUCCUCCAUAUACUUCAUUGUGCUCACACUCUUUGGUAACUGUAUCCUUUCUCAGACAGAAAAUAACUUUCCGGACUGUAGAUGUGAGAUGUCUGAUGUGUGGAUUCUGUAGAUUAAGGUCCUUGACAUGACUGUGACCAGACACACUGUUGAAUGUUUUCUUGGCCAUCGCUGUGGACAAUCUGGCCAAUGCCCAGGAACUAACCAAGGUGAAAUCUCCUUUCAAGAAUGUACUAGUCUUCUCAUAACUGAAGAUGAUAGCUGCUCUCAACAGCAUCUGUGAUUUUUUAAAAUUCUGUUCUAUGCAAUCUUAUAUCUAGGUUGAAGAGGACGAAGAAGCUGCUUUCAAUCAGAAACAUGCGCUCCAGAAAGCAAAGGAAGUAGGGGCCAUGUCUUCCCUGAUGUCAUCAGAGUAAGUUGUGUGGUUACCCCUGCUGCCUGUUCCCCUUCCUCUCUGUCUCCCUCAGGACUCUAACAGACUGCUAACUAACAGUACUAACACUGUGUAGUCUCACCAGGGGCUGCUGCUGCAGCACAGCCAACAUUGAAGGACAGGAGGGAUUGAGGCUGAGAAAGUUUCACUAUGGGCAAUUUUCUUACGUAGUGCUAUGCCUUGGAAUUAGGUUUUUGCAAAUGGACAGGGAAAUUUGUCUUGCAAUGCAUUAGAGCCCGAGGUUUGAGCUAGAUUCGAUUAUAGUUUGUGUUACUGGUACAUUAUAGUUGAUUUAGUUUGUUUUAUCUAGGUACAGGCUACUGUACGUGGAGCUGUAUUAUGGAGCCCCAGACAGUCAUAGAGCCCUUCAUAAUGACGUUCGUAUCACCAUGGCUACCAGCAGGCUUCCUAGUAUCUGCAGGGAUGAGCCUAUACCGUCGUCAUAGAGACAGCAUUACUGGCAUCCAAAUUAUUGUAUCAUUCCCAUGAGAGAAAUUUACUGCAGUACUUAGGCUCCUUCAUUUUCACAAGACUGAUUUUUUUGUAACCAUUAUGUUUUUAGAAGAAUUACCAAGUAUCAGGAAGGGUAUGGGUUACAUACAUCUGGACAUGCCAUUUGGGUUACAAGAGACGAGUCAUAAAGUAAUGUUAUUUAAUCAAAGCUCACAAUAUUGAUUUCCUAUAUGGAUGGUCUGCCUCACCGAGCUUACAGGACUCCCAGUCUGUCUGGUGGAAAUGCAUGUACAUGCGCAUGGUGUAGCAUAGAGAGAGAGAGUGUGCAUGUUGGAAAUGAACAGCAUAUUGCAUGGGCAUUCAAACCACAUGAGCGGAAAAAGGCAUUUUUAAAUGUUACAUGAUUAAAAAUGUUGGUCUCAUGCUGUGCAGCAUUAGUUCUCCUUGGCAUUACGUUAGUACAGCAGGAGUAGAUGUUAGUAGAGCUUUGGAUGCUACAAAUUUAACCAGUUCUAUUCAUUUCUUAUGCAGAAUUAACAAACAUAAUGUUCAUCUAGAUUUAUCCAGGUUGAGGCAUACGGAUGGAUCUGUGAUUUUUGCAGGAUACCUUAGUAUAAACCAUCUGACAUAUUCAGGGUCAGGCACUUGUCGAAUCACAUCGAUGAGAUUUAAAUAGCAUAGAGUUUCCCAGUGUCUGUGUUUGGAAAACAGUCAGAAUUUUGGUUGCAUUGCAUCAUGUCUGUGAUGUUUGGGGUGAAAUGCUGUGACCCGUCUUCCUUCCGGGGGCUCUUACACAACUGACCUUCAGAGCAUGAUGAUGAUGUUAUUGACUAAGUGAAUAGGGUUGCAGCUUGUCUGUGACUUCUGAUACCGUAGACCUUUGGGGAGCGGAGGGUGCAUGUCUCUCUCUGACCAGCAUGACCAAUGUGACCCUGGCACAACAUUGGGGAGGAAAUCUGCACACAAAAUGCAAACUGAUAUUGGUUGCUUUGCCUAAACAAUAUGUCUCUGCUAUGUUUGUGCCAAUGAAGUCCAUUUCUGUGUUUUAUUCCUGUGCCAUACUGUAUCUCUGAAUGUCUUUAACAUUUCAAACUUCCUGAAUAUGUUAUAUGUUGCACCUGUUGAUGUUGAUGUUGUUCUUACUGUUCUAAUACUGCUACCAUCCUGUUUGUCAUGUGGCGCUUUGCCUUCCUGGAGGCACACACCAAAACAUUUAGGCAUUAUUCAUUUGUUUGAAUAAUUAUAAAUAAGGAUUAUACUACCUGGUAAUACAGAGAAUAAUUAUUUUGUCUAUACAGAAAAACAGUAGAUUUAUAGACUGAUAUUGGUCCACUCAAAUUGACAAUGGCCUCUGUAGAGUCUUGCGUUUUGGACUGUGUCUCAGGGUCUGUUUUGUCUCUGCUCACAAAAGCACUAAUGUCUUGUUUUCAACCAAUCGCUUAUUGAUAACACGGACCACACAAGAGUACAAGUACGAGUAAGUAUUAACACUGUCUGUUCAUUUCAAUUUCAAAACAAACUGCCUGAUUUUCUUAACUGGGUAAAUGUUCUGUUCUCAUUUUAUUACAUUCCUUGUUUUACUUCCAUAAUCUUACAGUAUUUGGCUCUGCAUUUUAUAUCAGUUCCACUGGUUUCUACAUCUCCCACUUUCCUUAUACUGUAGUUAUUACAACUUCCUAGUUACAUUUUGCUUAAUUUACCACAUAACAUCUUCAUUGAUCCAGUAAAUUGUUUUCCCUUAUAAAUGCUUAAUUAGAAUUCUGGAUCUUAUUUACCAAGCUUUGAAAAUCAGACUGGAUUGCCUUUUCUCGAAUGUGUUCCAACUGCUCACUGGUUUUGUACAAAUGUUUUAUUUAUAAGUGUAUAUUUCACAAACAUUUGUACACAAGCAAGUAGAAUAAAUUCAAAAGCAAUUCGAACACAUUUUGGAAUUGAUUUCAAAUGAAAAGUAGCGCUUACAGCAUUCAGUGUAUAUCACUGUUAUAGACAAGUACUGUGUUGCUAUCUCCCUUACUGCUCAUCCUGACAGUGUUGUUGUCCUCUCUCCCAGCAGGAGGAGGAGACCCUACCUGUACAGGAAAAGAGCAAUACACAGGAGCCGGCCUGCCUACUCUCUGGAGAAGGCUGAGAGCCUCGCCGAGGGGCCCCCCUGCCCGCCACUGAAUUCCUCUAACUCUUUCAUGUCCAGGAGGGAGAGGAGUAGACGGAUGACCAUGUCUGUGUGGGAGCAGAGAACCAGUCAACUGCGCAGGCACCGGCAGAUGUCCAGCCGAGAGAUCCUCUUCAGCAGCCCCAGUGAUGAGCAGGAAGCGCCCCCUGGCUGCCCCCACCACCUCAAAGCCACAGGCACACCCACAGGCAGCCUGAAGCUGGCUGAUCCCACAGCUGACCCUACAGCCUUCACAGCUGAGCCCCCCAAGCCCAUGGACAUGCCCCUAGAGGAACCAGCCUUGUCCAUGGGUGUUCCUGAGCCCCCCUUAUCCAGCCCUUUAGCAGAGCCACCCAUACCCACUGACACGCCCCUGCCUGACCCCCCCACGUCCACAGCUGUGUUCAUACCGGAGCCUACAGAAUCUGAGCCAUGCCCCGAGGGCAAGCUUGGCAUCCCCAACCACUGCCACCAAGGCCUCAAUGGCCGCUGGAGCCCCAGGUUGAAUCGGGAGAGAAGGCAGAGAGCGGUGCGUAAGUUCCGCCCUCCUGCUAGUGACACACUGACCACUGACAUGGCAGGCAUGAGGCUCAGGAGGCCACAGGGCACAGGGCACCGUGAGGCUCAGGCUGGGGCCAGAGGUCUGGACUCGCCUCAGUCGGAGGGCAGCAGUCGCUGUGUCAGCAUGGAGAGGAAGACCCCAGAGGACCCAGUGGAGGAGGUGAGGAAAGACGGUAACGAGGGAGAAACCAGCCAGCCUUCUGAGACCAGGGAGGCUGAACACAGGUGAGGAAAAGCUCACACUGAUAUACAGCUAGUUCUGUUAGUUCAAUACAUAGUAGACUGUUUGUAUAGUAUUCUGUAGACUUUGUUUGUAAAGUGUUAAUAGUCAAUAUUCUCCUAUUUUCAAUGUAUCAGACUUCAGGGUGCCAUUAAUACAAAUCCCCAGUGAAUCCAGACUCAGAGCCUAGAUGUUGUCCCUUGUCCCUCUGCUCCUCAACAGACAGGGGGACCCUGACCAGACUGGGGGUCCUGAGCUGCAGAACAGGGAGGAGGGUCCACAGUCAGAACCACCCACCCUGCAGCCAUCUCAGGCUGCAGUACUGGAGCUACCAGAGGGACCCACAGGAGACAGUGAGACCGAUAGCAACGCCACCACUCUGAAUCAGUCCCCUCUGAGCUCCAGUAUCGCCAUCGAGGUGACCGAUGUUCAGUUGUCACUAGAGCUCACCCCCAUCACAGGUAAAAUCAUCAAGGGUGUCCUUAUUCUAUCACAUAAUUAUUAUGUACAUUCAGUAUACUCUAAUCACAUUCAAAAUAGUUCUGCUGAGAGGUGUAUGAAAACCUUGGGGGGUUGGAGAUACAGUGCAUUCUGAAAGUAUUCAGACCCCUUGACCUUUUCCACAUUUUGUUACAUUACAGCCUUAUUCUAAAAUUGCUUAAAUUGUUUUUUUCCUAAUCAAUCUACAGUGAGGGAAAAAAAGUAUUUGAUCCUGUGCUGAUUUUGUACGUUUGCCCACUGACAAAGAAAUGAUCAGUCUAUAAUUUUAAUGGAAGGUUUAUUUGAACAGUGAGAGACAAAAUAACAACAAAAAAAUCCAGAAAAACGCAUGUCAAAAAUGUUAUGAAUUGAUUUGCAUUUUAAUGAGGGAAAUAAGUAUUUGACCCCCUCUCAAUCAGAAAGAUGUCUGGCUCCCAAGUGUCUUUUAUACAGGUAACGAGCUGAGAUUAGGAGCACACUCUUAAAGGGAGUGCUCCUAAUCUCAGUCUGUAACCUGUAUAAAAGACACCUGUCCACAGAAGCAAUCAAUCAAUCAGAUUCCAAACUCUCCACCAUGGCCAAGACCAAAGAGCUCUCCAAGGAUGUCAGGGACAAGAUUGUAGACCUACACAAGGCUGGAAUGGGCUACAAGACCAUCGCCAAACAGCUUGGUGAGAAGGUGACAACAGUUGGUGCAAUUAUUCGCAAAUGGAAGAAACACAAAAUAACUGUCAAUCUACUUCGGCCUGGGGCUCCAUGCAAGUCCUCACCUCGUGGAGUUGCAAUGAUCAUGAGAACGGUGAGGAAUCAGCCCAGAACUACACGGGAGGAUCUUGUCAAUGAUCUCAAGGCAGCUGGGACCAUAGUCACCAAGAAAACAAUUGGUAACACACUACGCCGUGAAGGACUGAAAUCCUGCCGCGCCCGCAAGGUCCCCCUGCUCAAGAAAGCACAUAUACAGGCCCGUCUGAAGUUUGCCAAUGAACAUCUGAAUGAUUCAGAGGAGAACUGGGUGAAAGUGUUGUGUUCAGAUGAGACCAAAAUCGAGCUCUUUGGCAUCAACUCAACUCGCCGUGUUUGGAGGAGGAGGAAUGCUGUCUAUGACCCCAAGAACACCAUCCCCACCGUCAAACAUGGAGGUGGAAACAUUAUGCUUUGGGGGUGUUUUUCUGCUAUUGGGACAGGACAACUUCACUGCAUCAAAGGGACGAUGGACGGGGCCAUGUACUGUCAAAUCUUGGGUGAGAACCUCCUUCCCUCAGCCAGAGCAUUGAAAAUGGGUCGUGGAUGGGUAUUCCAGCAUGACAAUGACCCAAAACACACGGCCAAGGCAACAAAGGAGAGGCUCAAGAAGAAGCACAUUAAGGUCCUGGAGUGGCCUAGCCAGUCUCCAGACCUUAAUCCCAUAGAAAAUCUGUGGAGGGAGCUCAAGGUUCGAGUUGCCAAACGUCAGCCUCGAAACCUUAAUGACUUGGAGAAGAUCUGCAAAGAGGAGUGGGACAAAAUCCCUCCUGAGAUGUGUGCAAACCUGGUGGCCAACUACAAGAAACUUCUGACCUCUUUGAUUGCCAACAAGGGUUUUGCCACCAAGUACUAGGUCAUGUUUUGCAGAGGGGUCAAAUACUUAUUUCCUUCAUUAAAAUGCAAAUCAAUUUAUAACAUUUUUGACAUGCGUUUUUCUGGAUUUUUUUGUUGUUAUUCUGUCUCUCACUGUUCAAAUAAACCUACCAUUAAAAUUAUAGACUGAUCAUGUCUUUGUCAGUAGGCAAACAUACAAAAUCAGCAGGGGAUCAAAUACUGUUUUCUCUCACUGUACACACAAUACCCCACAAUGACAAAGCAAACACAGGUUUUUAGAAAGGUUUUCAAAUUUAUAAAAAAUGAAAAAAUGAAAUAUCACAUUUACAUAAGUAUUCAGACCCUUUACUCAGUACUUUGUUGAAGCACCUUUGGCAGCGAUUACAGCCUCAAGUCUUCUUGGGUAUGAUGCUGCAAGCUUGGCACACCUAUAUUUGGGGAGUUUCUCCCAUUCUUUUCUGCAGAUCCUCUCAAGUUCUGUCAGGUUGGAUGGGGAGCGUCGCUGCACAGCUAUUUUCAGGUCUCUCCAGAGAUGUUCUAUUGGGUUCAAGUCUGGGCUCUGGAAGGGCCACUCAAGGACAUUCAGAGACUUGUCCCAAAGCCACUCCUGUAUUGUCUUGGCUGUGUGCUUAGGGUCGUUGUCCUGUUAGAAGGUAAACCUUCGCCCCAGUCUGAGGUCCUGAGCGCUCUGGAGUAGGUUUUCAUCAAGGAUCUCUCUGUACUUAGCUCCGUUCAUCUUUCCCUUGAUCCUGACUAGUCUCCCAGUCCCUGCCGCUGAAAAAUAUCCCCACAGCAUGAUGUUGCCACCACCAUGCUUCACCGUAGGGAUGGUGCCAGGUUUCCUCCAGACGUGACACUUGGCAUUCAGGCCAAAGAGUUCAAUCUUAGUUUCAUCAGACCAGAGAAUCUUGUUUCUCAUGGUCUGAGAGUCCUUUAGGUGCCUUUUGGCAAACUCCAAGCGGGCUGUCAUGUCCCUUUUACUGAGGAGUGGCUUCUGUCUGGCCACUCUAGCAUAAAUUCUGAUUUGUGGAGUGCUGCAGAGAUGGUUGUCCUUCUGGAAGGUUCUCCCAUCUCCACAGAGGAACUCUGGAGCUCUGUCAGAAUGACCAUCGGGUUCUUGGUCACCUCCAUGACUAAGGCCCUUCUCCCCCAAUUGUUCAGUUUGGCUGGGUGGCCAGCUCUAGGAAGAGUCUUGGUGGUUCCAAACUUCUUCCAUUUAAAAAUGAUGGAGGUCACUGUGUUCUUUGGGACCUUCAAUGCUGCGGAAAUGUUUUGGUACCCUUCCCCAGAUCUGUACCCCGACACAAUCCUGUCUCGGAGCUCUACGGACAAUUCCUGGCUUGGUUUUUGCUCUGACAUGCACUGUCAACUGUGGGACCUUUCCAGAUCAUGUCCAAUAAUGUCCAAUCAAUUGAAUGUACCACAGGUGGACUCCAAUCAAGUUGUAGAAACAUCUCAAGGAUGAUCAAUGGAAACAGGAUGCACCUGAGCUCUAUUUCGAGUCUCAUAGCAAAGUGUCUGAAUACUUAUGUAAAUAAGGUAUUUCUGUUUUUUAUUUUUAGUACAUUUGCAAACAUUUCUAAAAACCUGUUUUUGCUUUGUCAUUAUGGAGUAUUGUGUGUAGAUUGAUGAGGAAUUUGUUUUAUUUAAACCAUUUUAGAAUAAGGCUUUAAUGUAACAAAAUGUGGAAGAAGUCAAGGGGUCUGAAUACUUUCCGAAUGCACUGUACCCCUGAUAUCACAGAAUGGUACCACAAUCAGAGCAGCACACCCACACUCUCCACCUCUUCCAGGCAACAGUAAAGACGUGGAGGCAUCCAAGCCUGAGAAGGACGAGGAGGAGGUGGCCAGCCCAGUCAAUACUGUCACACCUGACAGCAUGUUCAUCUUCAAACCUGGCAACCCGUAAGUCUCCCUCUGCUCCUCUCUGCUCCUCCUAUUACAUCAUCAUCACCAUCAUCCUUACCAUCAUCUUAAUACCAUCAUUCUCACCAUCAUCCUUACCAUCAUCUUAAUACCAUCAUUCUCACCAUCAUCCUUACCAUCAUCUUAAUACCAUCAUCCUCACCAUCAUCCUUACCAUCAUCUUAUUACCAUCAUCCUCACCAUCAUCCUUACCAUCAUCUUAAUACCAUCAUUCUCACCAUCAAACACAGGCAUGAUAGAGAUAUAGAAACAAAACACCUGUUUCAGUCCUGCUCUGACAACUGUCUCUCUGUUUCUCAAUCAGAGCGGUUGUGUCCUCUGUUCCCUCUCUAGAAUCCGCCGGGCCUGUCACUAUGUGGUGAACCUGCGUUACUUUGAGAUGUGCAUCCUGCUGGUAAUCGCUGCCAGCAGUAUCGCCCUGGCUGCAGAGGACCCCGUGUCAGCCACCUCCGACUGGAACAAAGUGAGAGCCAGUCUGGUCACUGGGCUUUACAUGGACUCAACAGAUGGCUGUUUUCCUCUCUGACCUUGAACCUCAUUAUUCUAACUGUCCUUCAUUGUGGCUAGGCCAUUGUCUUUGGUGUGUGAUUGCUUUUGUUUGGCUUUGUUUUCCUCUGCUGUACUAUCUUCUCACAGCAUAACGUGAGUGCAAAUGCACGCUCGUGACAGGGAUUGUGCCUGCGUCUGUGCCUGAUGCUGUCUCCGACAGGUAUCGCUGAUCUCACAGAGGGACAGUAAUAUUAGAGUUGUCCCUCUCUGCUCACACGGAGGAGCCAGAUAGAGGAGAGGAGGGUGUUGAGGGGUGUAGAAUCAUCACAUCACACUCCCUACCCCCGCCUCUGGUUUAGGCUCUUCAUACAACAACAAAUUAGACAGAUAGCACAAACAGUGUCGAUCUAGUACAAUCUGGAAUUAUGCAGCAUUCCUAUUGUUGAUGCCAUUGUUUUGUACUUUGUUACAGAAGUUCCUUCUAGUAAAAACAAAUAAUUGGGAAUGUGUUCCUGGGGUCUUAUAUCAGGCCCUGUACUAGCUGAGCAGCUGGAAGACUGAAAGAAAGCAUUACGUUAAUUGCUUUGUGAAGGUCUCCCAUGGUGACUUGAUGGGGGGGCUUCUCUGGAUGUUGGUGGUUGAAGCAAAUUGAGAAGUGAAUGCAAUGGGCCUUGUGACACGCUAAGAAGCUAAUCAAAGCACAUAUCCAUCAGCGGAGAAGGGCUCCACUUGAAAGCAUCAUCUUACAAUGUCUGAAAUAGAGAUAGACUUGCCCUAGGUUCAACUUAAUCAAUGUGACCAUUAAAGAGAGAAGUUGGUUUCCUAAAAGAGAAAUAUGUCCCCAGUUCAGCGGUGAAGAACAGAUGCAACACAUUAAACAAAAGCUCUCAGUCUCUCUCUGAUCUUAAGUGCUCUUUGUUCUCCUCUAAUGUAUGAGCUGAUGCUGAUGGCAAGGAAUGAAAUGUUCUUCAUCAAACCCUGGAGUCCAGUUUUGUAAUUAAUGAGUUCAUAUAUUUGUCUACUUUUUACCCCACAGGUUUUGCGUUACUUUGACUACGUGUUCACAGGUGUCUUUACCUUUGAAAUGAUAAUGAAGGUAAGUUAUGACCUAAUAGAACACAAAUACAGUAUUCUUUAUUCAAUCAGCAAGGAUCCUGUAUUAAAACAUUACCAAACAUAUUGGCAUGACAUAGGGCAUAGCCCCCUGUAGCUCAGUUGGUAGAGCAUGGCGCUUGCAACGCCAGGGUUGUGGGUUCGAUUCCCACGGGGGUCCAGUAUGAAAAAAUAAAUAAAUGAUGCACUCACUAACUGUAAGUGGCUCUGGAUAAGAGCGUCUGCUAAAUGACAUACUGUAGCAGAUUCAGUUGGAUUGGGCAGAAGGUACAUGCACAUGUUUGGCAUAAACUGUUAGUCCCAAGAAAAUGUUAUGUCGGAUAGACAGAAUGUAUAGUAUUUAGCUAAUUAACAGUGAGGCAAAUGCAAAUAUUUAGCGGAGUUCUGUUUUCAAAUAAUUUAACAAGAUGUCUAUUUGUCAGAUGAUAGACCAGGGCUUGAUUCUCCAUGACGGCUCCUAUUUCCGGGACCUGUGGAACAUCCUGGACUUUAUCGUGGUGGUCGGAGCUCUGGUGGCCUUCGCCCUCACGUGAGUCAUGUGACCUUGCAUAGGUUAUAACUUCCUGGGUAGUGUACAGUACCAGUGUAGCAUAGCACUGUUUUUCACUCCGUUUUGUGAUAUACAUGUUACUUCCACCCUGAGAUAUACAGUGGGGAAAGUAUUUAGUCAGCCACCAAUUGUGCAAGUUCUCCCACUUAAAAAGAUGAGAGAGGCCUGUAAUUUUCAUCAUAGGUACACGUCAACUAUGACAGACAAAUUGAGAGAUAAAAAAUUCCAGAAAAUCACAUUGUAGGAUUUUUUAUGUAUUUAUUUGCAAAUUAUGGUGGAAAAUAAGUAUUUGGUCUCCUACAAACAAGCAAGAUUUCUGGCUCUCACAGACCUGUAACUUCUUCUUUAAGAGGCUCCUCUGUCCUCCACUCAUUACCUGUAUUAAUGGCACCUGUUUGAACUUGUUAUCAGUAUAAAAUACACCUGUCCACAACCUCAAACAGUCACACUCCAAACUCCACUAUGGCCAAGACCAAAGAGCUGUCAAAGGACACCAGAAACAAAAUUGUAGACCUGCACCAGGCUGGGAAGACUGAAUCUGCAAUAGGUAAGCAGCUUGGUUUGAAGAAAUCAACUGUGGGAGCAAUUAUUAGGAAAUGGAAGACAUACAAGACCACUGAUAUUCUCCCUCGAUCUGGGGCUCCACGCAAGAUCUCACCCCGUGGGGUCAAAAUGAUCACAAGAACGGUGAGCAAAAAUCCCAGAACCACACGGGGGGACCUAGUGAAUGACCUGCAGAGAGUUGGGACCAAAGUAACAAAGCCUACCAUCAGUAACACACUAUGCCGCCAGGGACUCAAAUCCUGCAGUGCCAGACGUGUCCCCCUGCUUAAGCCAGUACAUGUCCAGGCCCGUCUGAAGUUUGCUAGAGUGCAUUUGGAUGAUCCAGAAGAGGAUUGGGAGAAUGUCAUAUGGUCAGAUGAAACCAAAAUAUAAAUUUUUGGUAAAAACUCAACUCGUCGUGUUUGGAGGACAAAGAAUGCUGAGUUGCAUCCAAAGAACACCAUACCUACUGUGAAGCAUGGGGGUGGAAACAUCAUGCUUUGGGGCUGUUUUUCUGCAAAGGGACCAGGACGACUGAUCCGUGUAAAGGAAAGAAUGAAUGGGGCCAUGUAUCGUGAGAUUUUGAGUGAAAACCUCCUUCCAUCAGCAAGGGCAUUGAAGAUGAAACGUGGCUGGGUCUUUCAGCAUGACAAUGAUCCCAAACACACCGCCCGGGCAACGAAGGAGUGGCUUCGUAAGAAGCAUUUCAAGGUCCUGGAGUGGCCUAGCCAGUCUCCAGAUCUCAACCUCAUAGAAAAUCUUUGGAGGGAGUUGAAAGUCCGUGUUGCCCAGCGACAGCCCCAAAACAUCACUGCUCUAGAGGAAAUCUGCAUGGAGGAAUGGGCCAAAAUACCAGCAACAGUGUGUGAAAACCUUGUGAAGACUUACAGAAAACGUUUGACCUGUGUCAUUGCCAACAAAGGGUAUAUAACAAAGUAUUGAGAAACUUUUGUUAUUGACCAAAUACUUAUUUUCCACCAUAAUUUGCAAAUAAAUUCAUUAAAAAUCCUACAAUGUGAUUUUCUGGAGAAAAAAAAUUCUCAUUUUGUCUGUCAUAGUUGACGUGUACCUAUGAUGAAAAUUACAGGCCUCUCUCAUCUUUUUAAGUGGGAGAACUUGCACAAUUGGUGGCUGACUAAAUACUUUUUUUCCCCACUGUACAUGUUCAGUAUCCAUGUUUUUCUCUCUGUCGUCCUCUGCUCCUGUGGAUUGUGUUGCUGUGGGACUGCCAGGAAUGUGCUGGGGUAAACACUUUCUUCACUUCCUUUCUUUCUGUUCUCUUCAACAGGAACCUAUGUGUCCUCUAUAGUUCAUUACAUACAGUGCCUUCAGAAAGUAUUCAUACCCCUUGACUUAUUCCACAUUUUGUUGUGUUACAGCCUGAAUUCAAAAUUGCUUUUUUUUCUCUCACCCAUCUACACACAAUAUCCCAUAAGGACAAAGUGAAAAUGUAUUGAAAAUGAAAUAGAAAAAUAUCUCAUUUACAAAAGUAUUCACACCCCUUUGCUAGGACACUCCAAAUUGAGCUCAGGUGCAUCCAAUUUCCUUUGAUCAUCCUUGAGAUGUCACUACAACUUUAGUGGAGUCCACCUGUGGCCAUUUCAAUUGUUUGGACAUGAUUUAGAAAGAAACAUACCUGUUUAUAUACACUGAGUGUACAAAACAUUAGGAACACCUGCUCUUUCCAUGACAUAGACUGACCAGGUGAAUCCAGGUGAAAGGUAUGAUCCCUUAUUGAUGUCACCUGUUAAAAUCCACUUCAAUCAGUGUAGAUGAAGGGGAGGAGACAGGUUAAAGAAGGAUUUUUAAGCCUUGAGACAAUUGAGACAUGGAUUGUGUAUGUGUGCCAUUCAGAGAGGGUGAAUGGGCAAGACAAAAUAUUUAAGUGCCUUUGAACGGGGUAUGGUAGUAGGUGACAGGCACACCGGUUUGACGGUGUCAAGACCUGCAAUGCUGCUGGGUUUUUCACGCUCAACUGUUUCCUGUGUGCAUUAAGAAUGGUCCACCACCCAAAGGACAUCCAGCCAACUUGACACAACUUUGGGAAACAUUGGAGUCAACAUGGGCUAGCAUCCCUGUGGAACGCUUUUGACACCUUGUAGUCCGUGCCCUGACGAAUUGAGGCUGUUCUGAGGGCAAAGGGGUGUGCAACUCAAUAUUAGUAAGGUGUUCCUAAUGUUUUGUACACUCAGUGUAAGGUCCCACAGUUGACACUGCAUGUCAGAGCAGAAACUAUACCAUGAAGUCCAAGGAACUGUCUGUAGAUCUCCGAGAUAGAAUUGUGAUGAGGCAUGUAUCUGGGGAAGGGGAUAAAACAAUGUCUAGAGUGUUGAACGUUUCCAAGACCACAGUGGUCUCCAUGAUUGGGAAAUUAGAAAAAUAUGGAACUACCCAGACUCUGCCUAGAGCUGGCCGUCUGACCAAACUGAGCAACCGGGCAAGAAGGACCUUGGUCAGGGAGGUUAUCAAGAACCCAAUGACCACUCUGACAGAACUACAGAGUUCCUUGGCAAAGAUGGGAGACAACAGUCCCUGCAGCACUUCACCAAUCUGGACUUUAUGUGAGACAGAGGCAGACGGAAGCCACUCCUGAGAAAAAGACACAUGACUGCACGCCUGGAGUUUGCAAAAUGGCACGUGAAAUACUCUGAGAGCAUAAGGCAAAACAUUCUGUGGUCUGAUAAGACAAAAAUUUAACUCUUUGGCCUGAAUGCAAAGCGCCAGGUACAGCUCAUCACCUGUCUAACACCAUCCCUACCGUGAAGCAUGGUGGUGUCAGCAUCAUGCUUUUCAGCAGCAGGAACUGAGAGACUGGUAAGGAUAGAGGGAACAAUGAAUGGAGCCAAAUACAGGCAAAUCCUUGAUGAGAACCCGCUUCAGAGUGCAAACGACCUUAGACUGGGGGCGAAGAUAUACGUUCCAACAGGACAAUGAUCCCAAGCAUACAGCCAAAGCAAUGCUGGAAUGGCUUCAGAACAAGAAUGUGAAAGUCCUUGAAUGGCCCAGCCAAAGCCCAGACUUGAAUCCCAUUGCAAAUCUAUAGAAAGACUUGAAGAUUGCUGUUCACUGCCACUCCACAUCUAACUUAAUAGAGCUUGAGAAAAUCUGCAAGGAAGAAUGGGGAAAAAUCCAGAUGUGCAAAGCUGAUACAGACAUAGCCAAGACGACUCAAAGAUGUAAUCGCCACCAAAGAUGCUUCUACAAAGUAUUGACUCAGGGGUGUGAAUACUUUGUUUCAUUUUCAAUAAAUUAGCAAACAUUUCUAAAAACUUGUUUUCACUUGGUCAUUAUGGAGUAUUUUGUGUAGAUGGGUGAGAAAAAUAAAUUUUGAGUUCAGGCUGUAACACAACAAAAUGUUGAAUAAGUCAAGGGGUAUGAAUACUUUAUGAAGGCACUGUGCAUAUAUCUUUCUAAUCAGACAUGUAAAACCUCUCCUGUAAUAAGUAAUAUGGUUAGUUCAAUGUUAGAGUGAGUUCAACAGGUCUUCAUUCUACGUGUGUCUACUUGUAGAAAUAAUAAAGGACGGGACAUCAAAACCAUUAAGUCUCUUCGGGUGCUGCGCGUCCUGAGGCCCCUGAAGACCAUCAAGAGACUACCGAAACUCAAGGUAACCCUUUUCGCAGAGAUGACUUCCUAUGUUAAGAGUGCCUGCUCCAGUCAACAGUCUGAGGGAUAGACUACAUGGGAGUUAUAUCAGGGUGUUCAGGGUUUAUCAAAGCUGAGGUAAUGUGUAUGUGUGGUAUGAUGGUAACAGGUGAGGGCAGAAGCCACUGUUAAACAGAUGGAGAUUACUUUACAUCCAUUUAGUCACAUCUGUUUCCACAAGAGGGUUUCCAGGAAGCAGAGAAUCAGCCAGAGAGAAGAUUGGGUGAUAAACCUGAGCGUUUGAGCGUGAAAACAUUUAGUCACAACUUGAUUUCCCAAACUUCACACAUCCAAUUUCUGCUGCCGGGAAGAGUGUCUCUGUCAAACCUGGAGGAAAUGAGUCAGACUGAUAACUGUGUGAGUGAACCAGGAUGUCAGUUAGUCAGGUGUCUCUCCCCCUCUUCAAAGGGGGUGAGACUCUAGAUCCAAACUGUUACAGACCUAUAUCCAUCCUGCCCUGCCUUUCGAAAUUAUUUGAAAGCCAAGUUAACAAACAGAUCACCGUCCAUUUCGAAUCCCACCGUACCUUCUCCGCUAUGCAAUCUGGUUUCCGAGCUGAUCAUGGGUGCACCUCAGCCACGCUAAAGGUCCUAAACGAUAUUAUAACUGCGAUCGAUAAAAGGCAGUACUUGAAGCCGUCUUCAUCGACCUGGCCAAGGUUUUCGACCCUGUCAAUCACUGCAUUCUUAUUGGCAGACUAAAUAGCCUUGGUUUCUCAAAUGACUGCCUCGCCUGGUUCACCAACUACUUCUCAGAUAGAGUUCAAUGUGUCAAAUCGGAGGGCCUGUUGUCUGGACCUCUGGCAGUCUCUAUGGGGGUGCCACAGGGUUCAAUUCUCGGGCCGACUCUAUUCUCUGUGUAUAUCAAAGAUGUCGCUCUUGCUGCUGGUGACUCUCAGAUCCACCUCUACGCAGACGACACCAUUUUGUAUACAUCUGGCCCUUCAUUGGACACUGUGUUAACAAACCUCCAAACGAGCUUCAAUGCCAUACAACACUCCUUCCAUAGCCUCCAACUGCUCUUAAACGCUAGUAAAACUAAAUGCAUGCUCUUCAAUCGAACGCUGCCCGACUAGAAUCACUACUCUCGGCGGGUCUGACUUAGAAUAUGUGGACAACUACAAAUACCUAGGUGUCUGGUUAGACCGUAAACUCUCCUUCCAGACUCACAUUAAGCAUCUCCAAUCCAAAGUUAAAUCUAGAAUCUGCUUCCUAUUUCGCAACAAAGCCUCCUUCACUCAUGCUGCCAAACAUGUCCUCGUAAAACUGACUAUCCUACCGAUCCUUGACUUCGGCGAUGUCAUUUACAAAAUAGCCUCCAACAAUCAGCAAAUUGGAUGUAGUCUAUCACAGUGCCAUCCGUUUUUGUCACCAAAGCCCCAUAUACUACACACCAUUGUGACCUGUACACUCUCGUUGGCUGGCCCUCACUACAUAUUUAUCGCCAAACCCACUGGCUCCACGUCAUCUAUAAAUCACUGCUAGGCAAAUCCCCGCCUUAUCUUAAUUCAUUAGCUCAUUGGUCACCAUAGCAACACCCACCCGUAGUAUGCGCUCCAGCAGGUAUAUCUCACUGGUCAUCCCCAAAGCCAACACCUCCUUUGGCCGCCAUUCCUUCCAGUUCUCUGCUGCUAAUGACUGGAACGAACUGCAAAAAUCUCUGAAGCUGGAGACUCUUAUCUCCCUCACUAACUUUAAGCAUCAGUUGUCAGAGCAGCUUACCAAUCACUGCACCUGUACACAGCCCAUCUGUAAUUAGCCCACCCAACUACCUCAUCCCCAUAUUGUUAUUUAUUUUGCUCAUUUGCACCCCAGUAUCUCUAUUUGCACAUCUUCUUCUGCACAUCUAUCACUUCAGUGUUAAUACUAAAUUGUAAUUAUUUUGCACUAUGGCCUAUUUAUUGCCUUACCUCCAUAACUUACUACAUUUGCACACACUGUAAAUAUAUUUUCUAUUGUGUUAUUGACUGUAUGUUUUGUUUUAUCCCAUGUGUAACUCUGUGUUGUUGUUGUUUUUAUCGCACUGCUUUGCUAUAUCUUGGCCAGGUCGCAGUUGUAAUUGAGAACUUGUUCUCAACUGGCUUACCUGGGUAAAUAAAGGUGAAAUAAAAAAAUAAAAAAUAAAAAGGUGCUCCCGGGCAAACUGCAAUCAAUAGACCUGAUUAUCCUGGGACUGGAAAGUGAAAUAAAGAUAUUCAGAAUAAUACAAUCCUCUUCCAGUCAAUCAUGUAGCAACAACAGUUUGGGAUCAUUUUGGACAAUUGUAUGCUAUUUAUACCACUUGAGUUAGAAGUCACCCUCAACAAAUCAGUAAUUACAGAUGUAGGAUCUUAAUUUGUGCCAGUUUGCUACAGCAGGAAAAUAAUCCUGCAGCAACAGGAAAUGUGAAUUAUUACGUGGAUUAUAAUUAAUGAAAAUGUUUGUAGGGGUUGAUAAAUUAUUCGUUAGAGAAAAUCACAUCUGAAAUUUCAAUGUGGAAAUUACAAACUUCAGAAGCCUUUUUAAACCUUUAAUACACUACAAGUGUUAAAUGUCCUCCUGCAACAGGGUGAUCAAAUUAAGAUCCUACAUCUGUAACUGGACGAAAGCUAAACCCCUACAAUUUUAGCAUAUCACUCACUUUCAUUGACUUUUUUUUUCAAUUGCCCUCCCUCGUGCUUCGUCCUCUGUCUGUGUGUAGGCAGUGUUUGACUGUGUGGUGACCUCGCUGAAGAACGUCUUCAACAUCCUCAUCGUCUACAAGCUCUUCAUGUUCAUCUUCGCUGUCAUCGCUGUGCAGCUGUUCAAGGGGAAGUUCUUCUACUGCACCGACGGAUCCAAAGACACAGAGAAGGACUGCCAGUAGGUGUCUGCUGAGCUGCCUGCAUAGGGCCUUACAGAACACUAACAUAGUUGAGGUGGAUGGAGACCUAUUGGAGACCUACAGUAUUGUCAUGUUUUCUACUGUUUCUUUGUCCACUGAAUGUCUAUUGUACACUGUGUGUCUGUCUCCACCUAUCAGAGGCUUCUACAUCGACUAUGAGAAAGACAAGAAGGAGGUGAAGAGGAGGGAGUGGAGGAGACAUGACUUUCACUAUGACAACGUAGUCUGGGCCCUACUCACUCUGUUCACCGUCUCCACUGGGGAGGGCUGGCCACAGUAAGUCUCACUCUUUCCAUACACACUAUUCACUAUGUCACAACUGUACGUAGGCUAGACUGAAAUAUGCUUCAGAAUGUCAGUGUAGGUGUCCAGUGCUGAGCACAGUGUGAUCUGCGUCUUUGUCCAGGGUCCUGCAGCACUCUGUGGACGUGACAGAGGAGGACAGAGGACCAAGCCAGGGCAACAGGAUGGAGAUGUCAAUCUUCUAUGUCAUCUACUUUGUGGUCUUCCCCUUCUUCUUUGUCAACAUCUUCGUGGCUCUCAUCAUCAUCACCUUCCAGGAGCAGGGAGACAAGAUGAUGGAGGAGUGCAGCUUGGAGAAGAAUGAGGUGAUGGGGUCACACACCCACACUUUACGCAGAAUCCUCAACCAAACCAAAUGGAACAUAGACAUUCCAUCUGAAAUGUAGACUUUCAAGUGAUAACAUACAACACACCAUCAGUGUAUGUGUUAGUGAUGUGGUUUGCUGGUGGAAUGUAGCACACACAUCAAAAUGACCCCGUCUGUGCUUUUAGACUUAACUUGCUCAGUCUUGACAGGUGAUUAUGCAGAGGAGCACACUGGCUUAUGGAAAACGCCUGGUAAAUAUACAGGAAUAGUGAGAGUUCCCUUCCAGACACACAAACUCUCCCAGCAGGUAUCCCUCAGCCGAUACUGACCAGAAUGUUCCCAGCAGUCCAUAUAGCAAUGUGUCAACUUCAAGGAUAAAAUAUAAGGACUUUCCCAGAGCUAGCUGCUACAUACCGUACUUAUUCCCAGGCUGUUUCCUGCUAAAUAAAAUGUUCUUCAACUUUCUUUCUUGUGUGCUUUUCCUUACAGAGGGCUUGCAUUGACUUUGCCAUAAGUGCCAAACCCCUGACCCGCUACAUGCCCCAGAACAGACAGACGUUCCAGUAUCGCCUCUGGCACUUUGUGGUCUCCCCCUCCUUUGAGUACACCGUGCUGGCCAUGAUUGCACUCAACACCAUUGUCCUGAUGAUGAAGGUGUGGAUAAUGAUCGCAUACAAACAAUACAUUAAUUUACAUCUUGUUCAUUAUCUCUAAUGUACAACCUAACCCAUACGCUGAAGUAAUCCCAUUUAUAAAGGCUAAUAGCAGUCCCUGUGGUGCAGAAGGUAUUAUGGAGCCUGUUGCUGUAGCUCAGGGGUGUCAAACAUCCAGCCGAAUGUGGCCCCCGGGGCAAAAUGAAUGUGACACCUCUGCUGUAGUUGAUUGGGUUGUGAGAUGCAUGUCCCUCUACCUUGGGCUGGGCUCUAGCUAACGGUCUGGGAUAUUUCCAUCCCUGUGAGCAUUUCAUUUAUUCCAAGAAAAAGCCUUCAGUCAGACAGAGGGAGAGAGCCAUCAGACAGAGCAUAGGAUGACUCAGCCUUUAUUAAAUAUUGAUCUAAAUCUACCUGCUUGUAUUUAACAUCAUUAACUCUGCCUGUACAACUCAGAUGAAUAAUUCAUUUUAGCCUCAGCUCAGCUCAAUGUUACGCUAUUUACGUAUCAGAGGGAAUCUGCCAUGAACCUGUGGCUAUAGUUCUACAGUUGUAUGGUGGUUGAGCAAGAUGCUGUGUGUUUGGGUUCAUUGUGUCAUUUUGGGUUAUCUGUGCAUCCAAGUAAUUUGGGGUCAUUCCAAUUGUGUUUAAUGGUGUCUCUCUCUUUCGCUCUCCUAUGUGGUGGUAGUAUUACUCAGCCCCACCAAUGUACGAGGCUGUGCUGAAACACCUGAACACAGCCUUCACUGUGCUCUUCUCUGUGGAGUGUGUCCUCAAGAUCAUGGCCUUUGGCUUUCUGGUGAGGAACGAGUUUAAACCAACAGAUGUAGGAUCUUAAUUUGAUCACUCUUUUGUUGCUGAGACUUUUCCUGCAUGGCAGGAAAUGCAAACUUGUAGUGUAUUUGAGUUUUAAAAAGGCUUCUAAAGUUUGUAAUUUCAGACUUGAUUUGCCCUAACGAAAAAUGCAUCAACCCCUACAAAAAUGUCCAUUAAUUAGAAUCCACAUGUUGCUCAGGAUUAUUUACCUAUUGUAGCAAACUGGCUCAAAUUUUGAUCCUACAUCUGUACUGCCCAUAACAUCAUGAUUUGAUACUGUGUGCAAUGCUACUAACAUCUACUGAAGAAUGGAUGUUUUCCGCUCUUUUCCAGAACUACUUUCGAGACACUUGGAAUAUAUUUGACUUCAUCACGGUUUUGGGCAGCAUCACAGAGAUAGUGGUAGACCUGCAGGUAAAAAAGCAUGACUGAAUAUCAAUAAAUGGCUGAUUGCAUUGCCAUUUCUAUACAGUGUACUGUAAAUAAACUGUAUACAUAGUGCUAGUGUUGCUCUCAUCUCCCUUUAGUCAAUUGAGACCUUCAACAUGGGUUUCCUGAAGCUGUUCCGAGCUGCUCGACUAAUCAAGCUGUUGAGGCAGGGCUACACCAUCCGCAUCCUGCUCUGGACCUUUGUCCAGUCCUUUAAGGUCAGCUCCACUCACAUUACAGUACAGCACUGGAAAGAGACACUUGAUACUGAAGCCAGGUGUGUGUGUGUUACGUCUGGUACUGUUACUGUAUCAUGACAUAGGGUUUCUCUUUCAGGCUCUCCCCUACGUCUGUCUGCUCAUUGCCAUGCUCUUCUUCAUAUAUGCAAUCAUCGGAAUGCAGGUAAGGUGUUGCUCACACCCUUGGUCUAUUCUGCCACUUUUUGGUUCGUCAUUGCAUGGUGUGAAUGUGUCGAUUCUGCAUACAGCACUGAGUCAACACAUAUCUCUAUUCAUAUACUGUCCAUACUGUCUACACACACCAUUAUAUACUGAACAACAAUAUAAACGCAACAUGCAACAAUUUCAACGAUUUUACUGAGUUACAGAUCAUAUAAGGAAAUCAGUCAACUGAAAUGUAUUCAUUAGGCCCUAAUCUAUGGAUUUCACAUGACUGGGCAGGGCCCAGCCAAUCAGAAUACGUUUUUGCCCACAAAAGGGCUUUAUUUAUUUAUUACAGACAGAAAUCCUCAGUUUCAUCAGCUGUCUGGGUGGUUGGUCUCAGACGAUCCCGCAAGUGAAGAAGCCGGAUGUGGAGGUCCUGGGCUGGCGUGGUUACAUGUGGUCUGCGGUUGUGAGGCCGGUUGGACGUACUGACAAAUUCUCUAAAACAACGUUGGAGGUGGCUUAUGGUAGAGAAACGAACAUUCAAUUGUCUGGCAACAGCUCUGGUGGACAUUCCUGCAGUCAGCAUGCCAAUUGUACGCUCCCUUAAAACAUGAGACAUCUGUCCCCAGCGCAUGGUGCACCUGUGUAAUGAUCAUGCUGUUCAGGUGGAUGGAUUAUCUUGGCAAAGGAGAAAUGUUCACUAACAGGGAUGUAAACAAAUUUGUACACAUUUGUGCGUAUGGAAAAGUUCUGGGAUCUUUUAUUUCAGCUCAUGAAACAUGGGACCAACACUUUACAUGUUGCGUUCAUAUUUUUGCUCAGUAUAUACACUGUAUAUAUAUAUAUAUAUAUAUAUAUAUAUAUAUAUAUAUAUAUACAGUACCAGUCAAAAGUUUGGACACACCUGCUCAUUCAAGGGUUUUUCUUUAUUUGUACUAUUUUCUACAUUGUAGAAUAAUAGUGAAAACAUCAAAACUAUGAAAUAACACAUAUGGAAUCAUGUAGUAACCCAAAAAGUGUUAAACAAAUCAAAAUAUAUUUUAUAAUACAAAUAUAGCCACCCUUUGCCUUGAUGACAGCUUUGCACACGCUUGGCAUUCUCUCAACCAGCUUCAUGAGGUAGUCACCUGGAAUGCAUUUCAAUUAACAGGUGUGCCUUCUUAAAAGUUAAUUUGUGGAAUUUCUUCCCUUCUUAAUGCGUUUAAGCCAAUCAGUUGUGUUGUGACAAGGUAGGGGGGGUGUACAGAAGAUAGCCCUAUUUGGUAAAAGACCUAGGCCAGCUCAAAUAAGCAAAGAGAAAUGACAGUCCAUCAUUACUUUAAGACAUGAAGCUCAGUCAAUACGGAACAUUUCAAGACCUUUGAAAGUUUCUUCAAGUGCAGUCGCAAAAAACAUCAAGCGCUAUGAUGAAACUGGCUCUCAUGAGGACCGCCACAGGAAUGGAAGACAUUUUUUACAUUUUAGUCAUUUAGCAGACGCUCUUAUCCAGAGCGACUUACAGUUAAUGAGUGCAUACAUUUUUCAUACCCACAACACUGCCGUUGCAAGCGCCAUGCUCUACCAACUGAGCUACAGGAGGCCCCCAGAGUUACCUCUACUGCAGAGAAUAAGUUCAUUGGAGUUACCAGCCUCAGAAAUUGCAGCCCAGAUAAAUGCUUCAUAGAGUUCAAGUAACAGACACAUCUCAACAUCAACUGUUCAGAGGAGACUGUGUGAAUCAGGCCUUCAUGGUCAAAUUGCUGCAAAGAAACCACUACUAAAGGACACCAAUAUGAAGAAGAGACUUGCUUGGGCCAAGAAACACGAGCAAUGGACAUUAGACCGGUAGAAUUUGUCCUUUUGUUUUGGUUGCAACCGCCGUGUCUUUGUGAGACGCGGUGUGGGUGAACAGAUUAUCUCUGCAUGUGUAUUUCCCACUGUAAAGGAAGAGGUGUUAUGGUGUGGGGGUGCUUUGCUGGUGAAACUGUCUGUGAUUUAUUUAGAAUUCAAGGCACACUUAACCAGCAUGGCUACCACAGCAUUCUGCAGCGAUACGCCAUCGCAUCUGGUUUGGGCUUAGUGGGACUAUCAUUUGUUUUUCAACAGGACAAUGACCCAACACACCUCCAGUCUGUGUAAGGGCUAUUUGACCAAGAAGGAGAGUGAUGGAGUGCUGCAUCAGAUGACCUGGCCUCCACAAUCCCCCGACCUCAACCCAAUUGAGAUGGUUUGGGAUGAGUCGGAUCGCAGAGUGAAGGAAAAGCAGCCAACAAGUGCUCAGCAUAUGUGGGAACUCCUUCAAGACUGUUGGAAAAGCAUUCCAGGUGAAGCUGGUUGAGAGAAUGCCAAAAGUGUGCAAAGCUGUCAAGGCAAAGGGUGACUAUUUGAAGAAUCUCAAAUAUAAAAUAUAGUUUGAUUUGUUUAACACUUUGUUGGUUGCUACAUGAUUCCAUAUGUGUUAUUUCAUGGUUUUGAUGUCUUCACUAUUAUUCUAGUAAAAAUUAAGAAAAAACCCUUGAAUGAGUAGGUGUGUCCAAACUUUUGACUGGUAGAGUAUAUAUAUAUAUAUUCCGGACUCUGACAUUGCUCGUUCUGAUAUUUCUGAUAUAUAUUUUUUGUGUGUGGGGGGGGAUUUGUGUGUAUUGUUUUGUAUUGUAUUACUGCACUGUUGGAGCUAGAAACAUAGGCAUAACACGUGUACACGACCCAAGAAAUGUGAUUUGAUUCAAUUUAAAUAUUCCUCAAGGUUUUUGGAAACAUCAGACUGGAUGAGGAGACUCACAUCAACCAACACAACAAUUUCAAGACCUUCUUUGGUGCUUUGAUGUUGCUAUUCAGGUACGGUAGGAUAUCCUUCAUGUGUCACACAGUGGCUAAAUGGGGCUCAGUCACUGAACAACACACUGCUGUCUGCCUGCAGGAGUGCCACGGGGGAGUCGUGGCAGGAGAUCAUGCUGUCGUGUUUAGGGGGGCAGAAGUGUGAGCCAGACCCCUUAGCUCUAACGUCAGACCAUGAGGAGCGCUGUGGAACUGAGUUUACCUACUUCUACUUUGUCUCCUUCAUCUUCUUCAGCUCAUUUCUGGUAAGAGUCCUACUCUAAGAGUCCUACUGUCCUACUCUAAGAGUCCUACUCUAGGAGACCGUCUCUUACCAGAAAUGAGAGGAAGAAGUUGAAGGAGACACUUACAUGCAUACAUAUUAACCUUCAUACACACCUAUUGUAGUUCCUUGUCUAUGACCUCCUCUAAUCACUGUUCAGAUGCUGAAUCUGUUUGUGGCUGUGAUAAUGGACAACUUUGAGUACCUAACCCGGGAUUCCUCCAUCUUGGGGCCUCAUCAUCUGGAUGAGUUUGUUCGUAUCUGGGGUGAAUAUGACCGAGCUGCUUGGUAAGUCAGAGGCCCAACAACAAAAACUAACACAUACAAAGUAGCAGCACAGCACACGUUAUACAGCAUGUCAUUAUAUGUAGGAAUUAUUUACUACUUUACAGUUAUUCUAAUGUUUCACCCAACUACUUACAGAAACCACCAUAUGGCCUUCAAGUCCAAAACAUUUCACAAUGUGAAUAGUAUUGCAUAUUUGGCUAAUUGCUGUCCGAUAUGUCCUGAUGCUCUGCUCUCCAGGUCCUUGUUAGGACAAUGGUGGCAAUCCAGCUCUAGUAAACUCCAGCAAAGCUGAAUCUCUGUGUUUAUUGUUAACUACAGAAAUGUAUGUUCUUUCCAGUGGAAGGAUUCACUAUAAGGAGAUGUACACAGUUGUACGCACUAUUUCCCCUCCCCUGGGCUUUGGAAAGAACUGCCCCUACUCCGUGGCCUGCAAGGUUUGGCUCCCCCACCACUACUCCACUAUCCCUCGCUCCCUUAACCCCCUCCUACCGUUGGGACCUUCCUCUGCCCCCUACCAUUCCUUAACCCCCUCCUACCGUUGGGACCUUCCUCUGCCCCCUACCAUUCCUUAACCCCCUCCUACCGUUGGGACCUUCCUCUGCCCCCUACCAUUCCUUAACCCCCUCCUACCGUUGGGACCUUCCUCUGCCCCCUACCAUUCCUCUCCACCAAUUUUCACUACCCCUCUAAGGCCUGCUUGCACUGCUGUAGUGGGACCGCUCUGGCUCUGCUCCAGGCAAAAGAAUGACUGGGCUAUGGCUUCAGGAUACAAAGAGACAGGUCAUCCUCUAGCAUGCAGACAAUAUCAUUAUGCACUUCAUGCUGUAGAUGCAGAGCAAUGAACUAUUGGAACAUUUAGUGUAACUAACAACUACACAAAACCAGUGUGCUGAUUCAUGUGACACUCUGUCUCUCUGUGGCUGGUUGGAUCUGGUACCUCUGAUUUAGUUGACUGGUUAUAGUAGAAUCAUGAGAAGGGUUAUAGUGGGACCUACUGUAAGUCCAUCCCUGACAGCACUCAGCAGUAACGUUGCAGGUUUAGGAUGCCAGGUAAGUGUCUGCCAGAACCACAGAGGACCCUGCUGUCAUUCUCUGGUCUUUGAUUUUAGAUUUCUUCCUCUCCCUCUUUUCUAUGCCAAGUCUGCACAGAAAGACCACAACCUGAUUUAAUCCUUUCUGUGAAAUGCCAUUGAAUAACCCUCUUUCUGAUAUCUCUUCCUUUUUUAAAUAUUAUUUUCUUCCUCCAUUCCUUGGGAAUGCCUUCCCUGCCCUUCCUUCUCCUCUUCCUCCUUGUCAUCUGCCCUGCUCCCUGCCUCCUCCCCAGCGGGCGUAUUCAUUACACUGACAUGUACGAGAUGCUGACUGACAUGUCGCCACCUCUAGGCCUCGGCAAGAAAUGUCCCUCCAAAGUGGCUUAUAAGGUAGACCAAAGACAACUAGGCAACAUUUCUACAUUAGGUCAAUGGAGAAGGCAAAGUAAAACCUUGCCCUCUGUGGCAUAUACCCAAUUCCAAAUGAAGUGUGGAAAUUGGCUGUUGUUUAUCGUAUCGUAAUGUGUCGCUUGUCGAAUUGUAAGAGAAUUCGCGAUGGUGUUUUUUGAUUGGCAGAUGACAAUACGUACAGUAAAAAUAAAUAAGCAUUGUGCUUUGGUGUUUUAUUUUUUGUAUUGAUUUGCAUCUUGGCAGAGAACUGACUGAGUAAUGUUUUGUGUGUUUAAGAGCUGUUUGUGGAAUAACUGGUCUUCAGGGUCAGUAAGAAUGCUUUGGUUUUGAAGCGGGUGCAAAAAGCUGACAUGUAUUUCAUAGAGCCACACUGUACAGUGUCAGAAUGUCAAACAAUCUUUCUCAAUCACUGUUGCUUGAUUACUUCCUCUAUCUAUACCCUUGCCCUCUGUACAAUGGCAGAAAUGAAACUACCCUCUUUGUGCAUGCUGUGUUGUGAGUCUCUUGGCUGUUGUUACAAUGUCAUUAUUAUUAGAGAAUUGUGUUAUUAUAACAUGCAUUUAUAAUCCUUAGAUUGUAAGUUUAGCUUGAACACCAUCAAGUAGUAGAGACUUGUAUACAGUAUUACUGUAAGGCAUAGAUGGUUAACUGAGCUCCUCUUGCUGGCAACAUGUUGUCUCCUGGUUAGUGAGUAAUAUUUGCUUUGCUCCCCCCUUUUUCCCUUCCAUGGACACCCUCAGAGGCUGGUGCUGAUGAACAUGCCCGUGGAUGAGGAGAUGUCUGUUCACUUCACCUCCACCCUCAUGGCCCUGAUCCGAACUGCCCUGGAGGUCAAAAUAGCCAGAGGUCAGGCGCUAAUAUGUUAAAUAACUGAACAUGAACAACUCUCUGAACUUGUUGUUCUUCUCAACUUUCUCCACACACUGUUGACCAACUGCCUCCAUGAGCACCUGCUGCAUGCUUUAUCUCCUGUUGUUGUGGUGGUGGUUCCAGGAGGGGAGGACAGGGGGCAGAUGGAUUCAGACCUACAGAAGGAGAUCAGUGUCAUCUGGCCACACCUUUCUCAGAAGACGCUAGACCUGCUCGUCCCCAUCCACAAAGGUGACAGUAAGAAUGUAUAGUACCUCUGGCAUUAGUCAAUGUAAUUGAACUAUUUACUAUAGUAGUUUUGGUUUUCAAAGAAUUCCAAAUGAGUGACAUUAUGCCAUUUGUUCUUCCAGCCAAUCAUAUGACCAUUGGGAAGAUCUACGCAGCCAUGAUGAUCAUGGACUACUACAAGCAGAGCAAAGCCAAGAAGCUCAGGCAACAGCUGGAGGAGCAGGUAUACCUCUAUGUACAGUAUGAAACCAUGGCCUCUGAAGAGUAGUCUGCAUACUCUCAUACUGUAUCUGUUUCAUCCUCAUCCCCUAUAGAAACACGCUCCCAUGUUCCAGCGUAUGGACGCAUCCUCUCUGCCUCAGGACAUCCUCUGCAGUGCCAAAGCCCUCCCCUUUAUGACCCACAGCGCUGGAUCUGCCCUGUAAAUAUGCUUUUUGACUCCUAAAGUCCCCAAGCCUGUGUGUGCGUGUGGGUACACGUACGUUAAUAGAUGUGUGUGUUCAUCCUAGAUAGGCAUGCCGGGCACCGUUGGCGUGGACGUCGAUUAAGGCAGCCCCCGCACCUCUCUGAUUCAGAGGGGUUGUGUUAAAUGCGGAAGACACGUUUCGGUUGAAUGCAUUCAGUUGUACAACUGACUAGGUAUCCCCCUUUCCCUUUCCCUCUCUGAAUGUCUGUCUGUCUUAUCUGUUCCAUCAGGACCAGAGGAGGUUUUGUGGCCUUGAGUCCCAUCUCCCCCCAGGAGAUGUUCAUGCAGCCCAUGUCCCAGGACCUGGAGGACAAAGAGGAGGACUACCACCACUAUCACCACCACCACCACCAACUCCACCACCAGCUCCACCACCAGCUCCACACUCUGGUAAGGACUAGGUCUCAGGUACUGUAACACCCCCAGAAACACACUCACUCAACGCAGUAAUCAAAUCAAAUCAAAUUAAAAGGAUAGUUCACCAAAAUAAAAAAAUGACAUGUUGAUUUCCUUAGCAGUGUAUGUAUAUUGAACAAAAAUAUAAACGCAACAUGUAAAGUGUUGGUCUCAUGUUUCUUGAGCUGAAACAAAAGAUCCCAGAAAUGUUCCAUAAUCACAAAAAGCUUAUUUCUCUCAAAUGUUGUGCACAAAUUUGUUUACAUCCCUGUUAGUGAGCAUUUCUCCUUUACCAAGAUAAUCCAUCCACCUGAUAGGUGUGGCAUAUCAAGAAGCUGAUUAAACAGCAUGAUCAUUACACAGGUGCACCUUGUGCUGGGGACAAUAAAAGGCCACUGUAAAAUGUGCAGUUUUGUCACACAAUACAAUGCCACAGAUGUCUAAAGUUUUGAGGAAGCAUGCAAUUGGCAUGCUGACUGCAGGAAUGUCCACCAGAGCUGUUGCCAGAGAAUUUAAUGUUAAUUUCUCUACCAUCAGCUGCCUCCAAUGUCGUUUUAGAGAAUUUGGCAGUACGUCCAACCAGCCUCACAACCGCAGACCAUGUGUAUGGCGUUGUGUGGGCGAGCGGUUUGCUGAUGUCAACGUUGUGAACAGAGUGCCCCAUGGUGGCGGUGGGGUUAUAGUAUGGGCAGGUAUAAGCUAAGGACAACAAACACAAUUGCAUUUUAUCUAUGGCAAUUUGAAUGCACAGAGAUACUGUGACGAGAUCCUGAGGCCCAUUGUCUUGCCAUUUAUCCGCCGCCAUCACCUCAUGUUUCAGCAUGAUAAUGCACGGCCCCAUGUCACAAGGAUCUGUACACAACUCCUGGAAGCUGAAAAUAUCCCAGUUCUUCCAUGGCCUGCACACUUACCAGCCAUGUCACCUAUUGAGCAUGUUUGGGAUGCUCUGGAUCGACGUGUACGACAGCAUGUUCCAGUUCCCGCCAAUAUCAAGCAACUUCGCACAGCCAUUGAAGAGGAGUGGGACAACAUUCCACAGGCCACAAUCAACAGCCUGAUCAACUCUAUGCGAAGGAGAUGUGUCGUGCUGCAUGAAGCAAAUGGUGGUCACACCAGAUACUGACUGGUUUUCUGAUCCAUGCCCCUACCUUUUUUAAGGUACCUGUGACCAACAGAUGCAUAUGUGUAUUCCCAGUCAUGUGGAAUCCAUAGAUUAGGGCCUAAUGAAUUGAUUUCAAUUGACUGAUUUCCUUACAUGAACUGCUAGUCAGUAAAAUCUUUGAAAUUGUUGCAUGUUGCGUUUAUAUUUUUGUUCAGUGUACAAGGUAUGACAGCAAUCUAUCCUUUGGUAUAGUUUCCCUGGCAGUGGCUCGCACUGUUUCUAAAUGCUAACAUUUUAGCAUUUGUGGCACAAAUCACAUUCAAGUCAUGGGACUGAUAUGAGUAUUUUUCUGAAUCAAUUUGAGAUACUUUCGGAUGAUUUGGACAUGAUGUGCAUAGACUGCUUACAAGGUAAGUAAACCAAUAUUUUAUUUGGUAAUUUGGGUGAACUAUGCCUUUAAAGUGUAUUCCGCACGUACACAGUUUAAACCAGGUAUAAACGGUGCCGUGAAAUGUUUACUUGCAAGCUCACUCAACAGUGCAGUACAAUACAGUGUGUCACACCAUAUGUUAUAUGUAUGUAUUACUAUGUUACACACUUAAUGGGGGAAUGAUUGUGUUAUUAGUAUUACACACUUAAUGCAUUAGACUUUUGAUGGGUAAACCUCCAGUGAGCUAUUAUGGGAUUGGGUUAAAGUCUGGUAUGCUGUGGUUGGGAUCCAGAGAGAAGGGGAGGGGAGGGGGAAAUUUAGACUGUCUGCCCCAGAAACUGCAGCGUCUGACUGGAUUAACUCUGACUCAUCCACUCCCCCACCCAUCACUGUGUCACUGUGUCCAGUCAAUUAGUUGUCUCUGGCACAGCCCAAUCAGUAUGCAGUAUCCGGACGCUAGUGGGGUGUGAUUUGUGAUUUGUGUCGAGAGGUUUGAUGUAUGGUGCCAGUGUAUUCUACUUCAUCAUCAAACUCUUGUCUGAAACAACAUUGUAAAAAGCACUGCUGCUGAUCCCUACACUCUUAGUCUUAGAUAAAAAGAGUUCCAAAAGGGUUCUUCAGCUGUUCCCAUAGGAGAACCCUUUUUGGUUCCAGGUAGAACCCUUUUUGGUUCCAUGUAGAACUCUUUUGGGUUCCAUGUACAACCCUCUGUGGAAAGGGUUCUACGUGGAACUCAAAAGGGUUCUACCUCGAACCAAAAAGGGUUCUUUAAAGGGUUCUCCUAUGGGGACAGCCGAAUAACAAUUUUUUAUCAUAACUAUUAGACCCAGCACAGAUUAGUUUCUCAUCUGUGAGUCAUACCUUACACUCAAAGCCAUUCAAACACACACCUACAUUUUAACCCAUACACACUCUAAUGAACUCUACACAGUCAAAUCCAGUUCUAUCUAGCAGUGCUGGAUUGUAGUAGCUGAUACGGCUGCCUUGCCCCCUUCUGUGUCAUUCCCAACUUCACCAUGGUAAUGUCUCACCAUGCUGUCCACUCCACACAGUGUUGUCCCUUGUUUUAGACAUUAUCACUGCGCACCCAUUUCUUUGAAAUGGUAUCAUAAUUUCAUCGCCAUAGGCUUUGAUGGACCAUGCAUAUUAAUCUUAUUUUGCAAGAUUGUUGUGAUUCUGCUGAGCUCUGGCACUGUGGGGAGUGUGACUGAGGCACACACAUGAAAGUGUGUGCCUUUCUGUAAGUGUGUGAAUGCAACAGAGACGGAGACGGGGGCUUGUCUCUAGUGGUUUAGUGUCAGACUCAGCACUCCUCUCAUGGUUUUGUGGUUUAACUGUGCUGUGCCGGUAUUUGGCACUUUUGUCAUCAUACAGCGCUGUUUGCCAUAUGGGACUCCCACCCACCUCUCUAUUCUUUGAGCAGCUGUACAGAGUUUUGUUGGAGGAUACUGCUCAUAUUUUGUGGUUAUGGUUUCUCAGCUCUUCUCAGCUCUUUGGUGAAGAGUGAGGCAUUUUGGUUUCCUAUGCCUGCAUGCCUGUGACUGGUUCUUUCCUCCGCUUCAUGACUUUCAGUUAUUCAAGCGCCAGCUUUAACCCCUUGUUGCACAUGUAGACACAGCUCCCUUCCUCCCCUCAGCCCCUCCUCUCUGCCCUGCCCCACCUGAUUGUCAGCCCCUCGUUGACAGUGGUACUCCAACCCACAGUACUUCUGAGCAAUCCGGACAGGCACCACACAAACAGGUUCACAAUGAAUAGUGAAUAAUGAAUACAUUACACUGCCAACACACAGUGCUUUGGCUGUCGUUGUGCACAGCCAGUGCUUUUACUCUGAGUUAAGAGGGUGUACGGCUAUCCAAUAUUGAUAGCUCAACUCUACAGUAUGUCAGUCAGCAAACUACACAUCUGCUUGUGACGUGUUGGUACUGUAGCCCUCUGCUGGUCCCCUGACGUCAUUGCUGCAAACUCUGUGUUUCUCUCCUCUCCUUCUUUCUCUGACUAUAUAGGUUCCAGAGCGCAAAGAGUUUAACCGCAUCCUUUGCCCUACUAACAGGCAGGAUGCCCCACUCAAGGUGCCCGGGUGGGCAGUCUCUAUCCGAGCCUCGUCUAUGCCUCAGCUGGCUGUAGACACACAGGUACCUGUUACUGAACAGCCCCUCACCUCCCCUCCUCUACCCAUGGGGACUCAGCGAGAACAGGACCCAGGCAGACAGUGUCUGUAGGGGCUUCAGAUGGAUUGAUGAACACUGGGGAAGUGCAGGGACAUAGAUACAGCAGUCAGUCAGUCAAUCAGCCAUGAAGUGAAGGAUUGGGUGUUACUAGGUUGAUACAUAUGAUUUCAGCUGUUACCUUCAAUGGUUGUUCAGUGUGGAUGACAUACUUUGAUGGUUUCUAAUCCUUGCGUGGCAAAAAUGUCUGUGUGCCAGGUUUCCCAAAACGUUGUCUUUUUAGUCCAAGGUAAUAUGCCUUGGAAGUGGCUUUGGGUCCUUGAAAAGCGCUAUGUAAAUAGCAUGUAUUAAACAUGUAAUAUGUGUAUUGGAUGAGAGAAAGUCUUCUGCUCAGAACUCAGAUUAGUACUCCACACACUUCCUACCCUCCCACAUUCUCUCAACCAAUUGUUAAUGCAUAUGUGUGUGUGUACUGUAUGUGUGUUUAUCUGUGUGUGUAGGUUGGGACAGACAGCAGCAAAUUGAUGAAACGCUCCUUCUCCACUAUUGGUGAUCAGUGCGUGAAUGGGCUGUGGCAGGAGGAGUACUCUCUGGAGAGGGUCAGUUCUGACCGUCUGUACAGACCACGACAGAGGAGCAUCAGAGGUACCUUAUACACAGUUACAGUUUACAUGGCUCCUUUUCCUUCACUCUGUUUAAAGCAGGAAUGUGUUCACUAUGCCAUCGCUUAGGGUCCAUUCACUGGUCCUGUUCCUUAGCAUUUGAAGAACUAUUGAAGAACAGUGGAAGUUCUCAGUUUCAGAAGCCCCAUGAUGAAAGCUGUGUGUUUACUAUGAUGUAUGUGCUCCUCUUCAUAGCUCCCCUCUCUCUCCCUGCCUCUCAGGCAUCAAGUCCAACCUCAGGGAACCAGUGGAUCAAGAGCGGGGGCGCUCCAAAGAGCGGCGCCACCUGCUGUCUCCCGACGUGUCCCGCUGCAACUCUGAGGAGCGUGGCCAGGACCCGUCACAGGAACGCAAGCAGGCCCGCUCCCCCAGCGAAGGACACACAAAUGUCCUCCAUAGACAGGUGGGUGUUCUUUUAACGGCCCUGACACUGUUAUUAAUCAAUUCCUGGCUUUACCUGUCAAUAAAUACCCCUACUACCACUGAAGCCUGGUUGAUGUGUGAGGUCUCUUCUCUCUGCAGGGGGACACUUCAGGCAGUCCAGGCCCAUCUAACUCUGAGUCCAGCGCCCCAUGUGGCCGGCGCCAGCUCCCCCAGACGCCAUCGCGGCCACGCCCUCACAUCUCCUACUCCCCACUGAUAUGCCGAGCCCACCCCUCCCCCCCCGAUGCCAGCGAGGGCAGAGCCUGGACUCAGGAGGCCCCCGGAGAGACGGAGGAGCCCUCGUGGAGGGAGGAAGGGGAGAGGCCAGCCCAGGUGGCAGGAGUAGGAUUGGGGGUGGGGGUGGUAGUAGGGGUGAGUGGCCCAGGGUUAGGGGUCAGUCACCCACACGCCUCCCCUCACCGGUACAUCUCGGAGCCAUACCUGCCCCUGCACGAGGAUUUCCACAGCCCAGACUCCUCAGGCCUGGAGGAGACUCUGACCUUCGAGGCGGCCAUUGCAACCAGUCUGGGUCGAGCCAACACCAUCAGCUCUGCCCCUCAGCUCAGACACAACUGGCAGGUCCCCAACGGACAUUUACAUAAACGCCUGGGUCAGGCCAGCUCUGUGGCCGCCUGCGAGCUCCUGUGUGACACCGACGACGAUGACCACUGUUAG